This is a messenger RNA of Pelobates cultripes (western spadefoot toad), 51719 nucleotides long. NCBI's taxonomy places the organism in Eukaryota, Metazoa, Chordata, Amphibia, Anura, Pelobatidae. The record is from the annotation of a GenBank genome assembly.
AUGGGGACAAAUAGGGGGUUAUGGAUAUGUAUAGGGGGCCUCCUGAUGAUACUUGCCUGUGUUCAAGGUGAGUACUAAGUGGUAAAAACAACCUAAUUACGGGGGAAAUUCUGGAGCAAGGAAGCAUCUAAUAACCUAUAUAAUAAGCAUGUUAUGUUUUGUUGAAAUUAAAUUAAGAACUACUUGUAAUUUUCUUUAUAGCUUGUGUUAUAGUAUUAUAGCUGUAAAAUCGUCUUCAUGCUUGAGGGUGGAUGUUUUCAGUGUAGUGAUUCCGAACAUAGUGGAAAACCCUUAUCUUUAUGUUUGACUCUAAUGAUCAUGAUGUGUCUGUGUACAUUUUCCUUUUCAAUAAUUGCUUGCCAUGUUUACUUGUAUCAUAUUUUUAGGUGCAACUCACCCAAACAAUACUAAUUCUGGUGAAAUUCCAUAUUCAUCAUUAGGGAAAAUAAAAAAUAUUUAAACAUAUUUAGAGUAAAAAAUUACUUUCAUUAUUAAAUAUUUCUCUAGUAAUUUACUAUUCAAUGGACUAGUAUAUGUUUUGGAUGCCCCAUGGUAAUUAUAUUUUAUUUAGUAAACCUGUAAUUGUAGAUAAUUGAGAAAGGGAAUGCAAAUAUUAGGCCAAAUUGGUAAAAUAACUCAAUUAAUUUUGUAUGAGUGCAGGAGUGUCUUGGCAUCUUACUUUUCGUGGUUAAAACAUUUUAAACUGUUUUAAACGUCAGAGCCAGACCUUCAGCACCUACUCCUGGCUCUCCUCGCAGCCUUUCUUGUUUUGACAGUGAUAGGCUGAGAGGAGAGGAAGGAAAUUAGAGGGACAUCUGUGUCAGUCAGAGAACCAACAUCUGGGUUAAAUCCAUAACAAUUUCAAAGAGCCUCCGUAACAACUUCAAUAAGGGGAAAUUGUUACUGAGGUGGGAGUUUUCCUGUAAAUUGCAGAUUUUUUUUCCACUUUGGUAUUUUGUCCUAAAAUUGGCAAUUCUGUGGGCAUUCUUCACAAUUUCUGGUUUAGUGAAUACAUUUGUAUAUUCCUUGUGUAUUAUUAGUUUGAAAUUAUAUUGUUUCUCUAACAUAAACCUCUUUGUCAUUAGGAUGCAAAAUAAAAAUUUACAGAGAUUCCAACAUGACAAAAAUUAGAAUACUUUUUAGUGAUGGACAAUGCAAUAGAAAUAUGGAGAUUGUUGACUAAGGCAUACUAUAAAGAUUGAUGAAAUAAUUGGCUGAUCCUUCUCAACCACAGAUGACAAUGAUAUUUCUUGCUGCUCUAUGCCAUACGAGUAUCCCAGAUAUAGUCAAAUUACUUUAUUACCCCCAAUAAUUUGGUUAAGAGAGUGUGAAGCUUUCCUUGGGGACUGUGGAACUGGGAGACACAUUUUCUGACCAUCUGUCCCUAGCCUUGAGUACUUUCUAACAUGUUCCUUUUUUGUUUUUUUCAUUUUAGUAUCAGGACAAUCACACCAACAUAUGCAACAGGAGCAAAAUGCAGGUAACAUUUUGUGCUUAAUGUCUUAGUUUAGUAUUUUCCCUUCGUACCACAGUUUACACCAGUUAAUUAAAUAUUCAAUAUAGCUUGUAUGGUAUAAACAUAUUUAUACAUUCACAGGGUACCAGCAUCCUCUGAUUCUGUAUAUGCACACUGAAUUAAAAUAACAAUAGUUUAUAAAGUGGAUACAUUUCAAAAUAUGCAACACUAGGUAUAAUUUUAAAUACGGUUUUGUGGCAUUAUGAGACAUGCGUCUUUUUCAUGAAAGAUGGAAUUGAUUAAAUUAAGUGCUGUGUUUAUCUUCAUUUUAAAACAAUUCAUUUGAAUAAUUCUAAAUGAUGCUUCUAAAAAGAGAAGACAAAAAAAUAAUCAUUAAAAAAGUUAAUGAUUCAAGAUGGAUGACUCUGUUACGCUUUUAUCAAUAUUUAAGCAUGAAAUGUAAAUGAUGCAUGCAUUUGACAUUUUUACUAAUGGAAAAAAUAUAUCCCUCCUAUGAGAUUUAAGUAAUUAAACAUACUUACUCAGAAACAUAUAAAACAUAUUCUGAAGGGCAAAACAAAUAACACAGAUAUAAAAGGAUUAAACUACAGCUAAUAAUCAAACAAUUAAAGUCUUUGGUAACACUACAUUGAUGUAUGUCUGCCUGGGUACGCUUCAUGUCUCUUUGACAUGUUAAUCCAUAUUGUAGAUCUGGAUGUACCCAAUCUGUUAUUCAGUCUUUAGCUGCUUGAGUCAAAUGUCCAAUAAUCCCCUGCUUAGUGAAAGAUUAGUAUAUAGACCUUCAGUAAAUACUGAAGAUCUAUAUAUACUACCCAACAUUUUGCAAAUAUCUCUUAAAUCCUGUAUAGAAAUAAGGCCCGAUAACUACAGCUAGUUAUAGAAAUCAUUGAAUACGGUUUAAUUUGUGUUUUGCUAAAUAGUUAAAGAAAUUUUUUUUUCUUGGGUAGGUAAAAAAUGUGUAAUACUUCCUAAUCAAAUAGAAAAAUCAUAUGUUUAAUAAUUAAGCUAUGGAGUUAAUUAUUUUAUAUUCAGCAGUGUUGAAUGAAAAAUAUAACACUGGUUAAACAUAUCACAUGAAAAAAAAAAUCUACUGUGCAUUUUUGUAUUUACAUUAUAUGAUCUUGACAUACGUUGUUGCAGAUAUUUAAAAAUGAACUACAACAAGCAACCAUUCCUCUGUUCAAAGGGUUGACAACCCAGGAGCAACUUUAUGUUUCAUAUAUUUAAAGUAAAUUAUAUUCUAUGUUUACAUCCUGAAAAGGAGCCUGUUGUACAGAAAAAUGGAAGCAGGAGGGUAAAAAAUGAGCAGUGGGUUAAGAAGCAGUGGUGGAGGAAAUUACUUGUUUAGCAGUCAAGUUUUUUUGCUUCAGUAAGAUUAGGGUCUUCUUUUUCUCUGAUAGAAUGACUGUAGGAUAGCUUUUAUGAAAAUUGAUCAGUUUUCUUUGGAGGAACAUGACCUGCCAAGGAGCAAAAUCUUUUAUCUCCAAAUACAAAUUAAGGUGCCCUUCUUUCGUUUUGAUAGUUCGAGAGUGGACCCCUAGUAGAAAAUAUAGUUUCAUAGUUACAUAGGCUAGAAAAGAGACAUGUGUCCAUUAAGUUCAGCCUUCCUCACGUUUGUUUUUUGCUCUUGAUCCAAAAUACGGCAAAAACACCCACUUUGAAGCACUACCAAUUUUGCAACAAACUAGAAUAAAAAUCCCCUCUUGACCCCAGAACGGCAGUCAGAUUUACCUUUCCUUUGCCUUAGACAAAAUCUUCUUUCUUCCAGUCUAAACGCAUGACCUUGUGUCCUAUGUAAAGUCUGGUUUGUGGAUAGCUUUCCACACAAUGCUUGUAUUGGCCCCUGAUAAAUUUGUAUAAUGCUAUCAUAUCCCCUCUGAGGCAACGUUUUGCUAAACUAAAGAGGUUUUCAUAGCUAAAGCGUUCCAUUCCUUUUAUUAAUCUUGCAGCCUGCCUUUGCACUUUUUCUAGUGCCAUAAUACCCUUCUUUAGAGCAAGUGUCCAAAAUUUCACAGCAUAUUCAAGAUGUGGUCUUACCAGUGCUUUAUAAAGAGGCAAAAUGAUAUUCUCAUUCUGAGAAUGAAUGUCCUGUUUCAUGCAUGACAAUACCCUACUGGCCUUAGCCACUGCUGAUUGACAUUGCACAUUGUUGCACAGUUUGUUGUCUAUAACUAUUCCCAAGUCCUCCUCGUGUGUUGUUAUCCCUAAUUCACUUCCAUUAAAGGUAUACGUUGCUUGUGUACUCUUUAUGCCAAAAUGUAUAACUUUGCAUUUUUCUACAUUAAAUUUUAUCUGCCAUUUGAGUGCCCAGGCUCCCAGCCUAUUUAGUCAGCCUCCUUUCGUGGGGAGAUGAUCUAAGAAGAAACAUGGUCUUUAGUUUCCUCCUGAGACCACGGAGGUGUUUCAUUGCAAUGAUAAAUUUAUAGAUGUACACUUGUGCAGAUAAUCAACUUGCUCUUUUAGGGGAGUGAGUUGCCUAGCAGUCAAUUCUUGAGUAGCUAAAAGAAGGGUGAUUUGUUAUUCCACGCAACAAAUUAAUGUGUUCUUGGGUGAGUAUGUGUCUAGGAGUCAGGUCUCUUGUUUCUAUCCUAAAGUGGGUUGAUCAUCCAAUGCUCUGAUAGAUCAAGGGAAGGACAUUGUCCGCCAAUAUCUAAGAUUAAUAUUUUGGAAUGAUUUUUUGGUUUUCCGACAAAUCCAGGGAGGUAUGCAAAGUAAAGAGGAUGAUGUCAAUUGCAUGCUGUCAGUGCAGGUGUUAAUAGGUUGGUGUCCCUGGGGGAUAAUGGUAUAGGAGGUUGUAGAAUUACAUUUAUUUUUCCAUCGCACCUAUAAAGCUGUCCAUGAUUUGAAAAAAACAGUCUUUGCAAAUGUAGAUAUGUUGUGGUAUGCUAUUUUACAACACAGCUGGCAACUAAGAGUGUAGAAAAUACAUCCCAGUGUUCAACAUGAAAGCUAUAGAUAUAAACAUGGCAUUAAAUGUUGGCAAUAUAAGUAAUCGGAAUGAAAACAUUGAGAACCUUAAAAAAAUAAAUACUGACAAAAAGUCUUCAGUGAGAUUAGAGAUAUGUCAGGCAUAUCCCAAUUACUUGUUAGAAAGCUUACACAUUUUGUAAUUGUGAAUAUGUUGACACAAUGAAUGAUGCAUUUAUUUGCCACGUUAGUUGAUUUUGGCAAAGUUAAAGUUUCAGUGACUAACCUUACAAUAGAGACAUACAUUUUCAAGUCUAAGUUAAUAUUGGUUUUAGGUUAAAAUUGAUAUUCAAACAAAUUACUGUGUUAAAUGUUCAUAUUAUUGCAACUCAGGAGAAAUGCAUUAAAAAGUCCUAUAGAAUUCAUCAUUUCAACACGAUUUUAGCAAGCUUCAAGCUAAAAAUGAUCAUGUUUGACAAGGGGUAUUGAACGGGUGGCCAUUUGCUAAAUGUAGGCCAAAAAUGCUGAGUCUGCCAUUUCUUGUAUGCGUGGUCAGCUCUGUAUAGCUCACUGUUGUUCAAAAAACAAACUCCUUUCUUAGAUGCACUUGAUUUUCAACAAGCGGCACAGAUGCUAGGGACAUGAAUACCAUUCAGGUUAACAGGUGAUAAAGUCAUUGCUCUUAAUAUUUCCUUUUGAUUCUAUUUUUCACUUAUAGUGUAAGCACAAUAACAACUUCACCUUUUUGAAAUUGUUAUAGUGCCAUAAGCAUGUUCCCCUUGUCCAGUUUCCCAUUGUUGUUCUUUUGAAAGUGUGGAUUCUAGCACUCAAGUCAUCUGUAUCAGAGAGCCGGGAAUCAUAGCUCUCAUACCCAAAUGCACCCCGAUGUCAGCACUCAUGCCAUGCUGAUGUUAUUUUAUUUCAGCCUGUCUUUUUUGAGAAUGUGUCCGUUAGAAAUGCUUUGCACACACUGGCCCAACAAGCACAGCUAUAGAGAUCCUCUCUGGACAGCCAGAUUUUACAGCUGCAUGAUUUGAGCUACCUGUGGUAUUCACUUCAACCUGUAGGCACAUUUUUGAGAAUGAAUUUAUGUGCAAACUACAUUCAAAUAGUUCGACAUAUGAUAGCAGUGAGCUGAUCUGUAAAUCAGCUUGUAGCCCAAGAAUGUCCAUAUUGCGUGCAUGCGUGAUGUAACAUUCUUGGUUUCUCAUAGGGGAUCAUUGUAAUUACUAUGAGAAGCUUUUGAUUAGUGAAAUGCAGUGAGUGCCACGCAUGCACCUACGGUCCACAAUUCUUCUCUAUGAGAAGCAUUGGAUUGGACCAUAGUCAUCAGACACAAUGAUGCAAAAGUGGGUGGUGCAGACUGCCACGAGGAGAGUGCUGACCGCACUUGAGUAAAGGUAUGUAAAAGUUUAAAUUUACAAAGUUAUAUUAUUUCAGGGUGAUUAUACUACUAUUAAUUGGUUAUCUUAAUACUAGUGAAAUUAUUAAAAAUACAUAUCUAACUACAGUACAGUCUUCCUUUAAAACAUUCCACAACACUUUGCAAUUAUACAGUGGGGAUAUAUGAUGGCACACAGCUCAAAGAUGAAAUGAAAGAUGAAAUGUUGACAGCUACAAGAUGGCGUGCUCAAUUGGGCUUACAAUCAAUAUAUUUGAAUACAAGAGGAAGGAGCAGAGAUGAAAGCAGGGGUUUUGUGUGAAUUAAUGAAAGGACUGUAAAGAGACAUGUUACAAAGGAAGAUGAUAUUUUCCAAAUAAGAUUGAGGUGGGCAUUCCAUGGGAAUGGUGGGGCCCUUGAGAAAUUCUGUAGAUAAGAAUGCGAGAAUGAAUGGAGGACAAGAAAAUGCCACUAUCAUAACACAGUGAAUGAGACGGGAUGUAUUUAUUAUUUAAACAGGACACACAUAGACGGUGGAUUAAAAAUGAUCUACCCUUCUGACGAUACUUAAUAUUUACUUUCUACCAAUACUCUUUGAAUACAAAUAUUCUUCCAUCAUAUUUUUUGAUGCUAUAAUAAGAAUUGUUAUUAACCCACUCCAUUACAGUACUGAUAGUUAACCUUAGAUGUUAGUGAACUGUAUUUCUCAAACAAUUAUCAAAAUCUCCAUUAUAUCUCCACAAAUUGACUUUAGAUAAAUAAAUAUCCAUGAGGUAAAAAAUAUAUGAAUGAUAAAAAGUGAUCAUGUUAUUUUUUCACAAUAAUGCAAGAUAAAUCAGAUCGUAUAUAUAUAUAUGUGUAUAUGUAGUUAAUUCUUGUUCCAGAAUAAUUAUAUUGCUGUCUAUCAAUCUAUUAAGUGCAUAUCAGUCAUGUUAUCAAUAUCAUUAUUUUCAACUCUCUUGUUUACUAUUUCUUUCAAUCAUAUGUUCUUCUCCCCCCUUAGACUGGGAUUCCUUUGAACAAGAAUAUGAAGAUGUAGAUGUAGAAAACCUUCAGUAUGGUAAGAACAUUGCAUUUGAAUAAAAUAUUGCUAAAAUGUUCUAUCUAUCCAUCUAUCUAUCUAUUUAUCUAUCUAUCUAUCUGUCUGUCUGUCUGUCUAUUAUUCAAGCUAUCUGUAAAAAAAAAAAAUGUCCGUCUGUUGUCUAUGAAUUUCAUUACAUGCACACAAAUCCACACCUUUAUCUAUGUUGUUUGUACAAACCUAUAUCUCUCCAGCAGUUGCUAGAAUACAAUCCCAUCCAAUAAUACUUGUUUUACCAACUAUUUUCUAUGGUUUUUCGUGGCAUUAAAAUUUUCUUAUGGCAACAUUGUUAUGCUCACAACACGGUUAAAGGGACACUCCAGCCACCCAGACCACUUCAGCUAAUUGAAGUGCUCUGGCUGCUGUGCCCCUAUUGCACUUAGUGUUGCAAUGUAAAACCUAGCAGUUCCUGAGAAUUGCUAUGUUUACAUUGCAGCUCUAAGUCUGCCCUCUGUGGCUGUCUUUCAGACAGCCACUAGAGGGCUUCCAGAAUCCAAAUCGACCUUUGGUCUGUUAUCUGAUGCUGGACAUCCUCACGGUCCUCCAGCGUCAGAUUUUCCCCAUAGGAAAGCAUUGAAUAAUGCUUUCCUAUGGAAAGGUCUAAUGCGCGUGUGCGGCCAUUGCUGCGCAUGCGCAUUAGGUUCCUCCCGCCGGCUCUCAUCCGCAGGGGAGGAGCAUGGACAGAGCCUGACCCAGUGCCGAGGGACAUCGGCGCUGGAUUUAGGUAAGUAGCUGAAGGGGUUUUAACCCCUUCAGUGACAUGGGAUGGAGAAUGGGAAGGAGGGGGGCGCUGUAGGAUCCUGCAGUGCCAGGAAAACUGGUUUGUUUUCCCGACACUGGAGAGUCCCUUAAAAUGUUAAUAAAAUAUCCAACCUUCCAGCAUCCCGUAUUGCAUACAUUGCAGUUUAGAAUAUCCAUUAAAUACUCCUUCAUUGACUCAUUAAAAAGUGAAAUAUGACUCCCCACAUGCUGUUCAAAUCAGAUUGUUCAUUUUUUGUUUUUAUUUUCUCAUAAUCUUGUAGAUCAUCUUUUGUAGCAUAAAAUCAGCUGCACUAUUCAAGCAUUCAUUACUCAUUUUAAUACUCUGAUUUUACUACAGCUGACGAGCAACAAUCAACGGAUGAUGAGGAAGAUGGAGAAACCAAUGAACCUUCUGGUAAUGAGACCAAACAGAGUGAUUAACAAGAUCUAAAAUUUCAUUUGGAAGUACAUUUUUUGUGUCUGUUACACUCGUAGACUCAUUAAAUACUAUGAGUCUACUUUUAAAUCAGCAAUAAUAAAACAAAUAAUGAAAUAUAUUCCAUAUAUCAUGGUUACAAGACUGCUCAUGCCUAAAAAAAAUAUUAUCUUUAUAUUUCUUUCUUUUAUUCAUAGGAGGACAUUAUGGGGUAAACUUUAUUUCUCCAUCACUUUCUCCUGUUUUUGUGGGUGAGUAACCUGCCUUGUAUAAAGAAUGGUUAAAUGGUUAGGAGGUUUGAGCUCAAUUGCCUUGUAACUAACCAGGCUGCAACAAUAAUGAUCUUGUUAAAGUUCCAAAAAUUCAAUUUUAAAAGCAGAGUAGAAGAUGCCAGCAACAGAAUGAGUAUUUUUUUUACCGGGCUUUGGUUUUUCUGUGUGCUGACUUAAUCACUUCAUCCAUGGUUUUAUAGAGAACUACAGAUAUUUUCAUUCUUCAAAAUAUGUUCUCAAUAAUUGUUUUGUUGCUUAUGAAAUCAUGUGUGAUGUACAAUAUUUUAAUGAUCAAAUGUCAUAGUGCCUUUAUUCCGAUAUGACGUUUGAACAUUAAUAGACAAUGGCAGAUAGAAGUUUAUUUAUAACAGUGGCUUAAGGACAUUCAUGAAAUAAUGAUAAUUACUUUUUUACUCUUUCGAAUACAAAGGUUAAAUUCACCAGGAAGACAAAUCAGUUAAAUCUGUUAUAGCAUCUUUCACAAUUAGGACUGUGGUCCCAUUUGGGAAUACAUGUAGUGUCCUUGGGAAGUUUGUAACAGGGUCUGACCGGAGCCUGUUAUUUGUGACAGAUGUGACAACUCAAACUGUGUCAACAUUGAUUAUAUAGGACAACUAGUGUCCAGAGUUUUGUUUAGUAUUUGGAGGGUAUUGUAAUAUUUGUCAUAAAAUUAUGUUACAAGAGAAGUCAUAAUUGACCAUAUUUUCUUCACACCAAUAGCCCAAAACCCUUCACAUAAUCCAAGGAUUUGCAGCACCUUUGGAUAUUAUCAUUUCAAAACCUUUGAUGGAGACAUCUUUCAUUAUAAUGGGCACUGCAAUUAUGUUUUUGCUUCACACUGCAAGACCAACUAUGAAGACUUUAACAUCCAGAUUAGACGUGUUGUUACGAAAAAUGUCCCGGUAAUCCUAACAAUUAAAAUAAGAAUUGAAGGAGUUGAUGUUGAAAUAACAAAAAAGCAUUUAAAAGUCAAUGGAGUGGAGUGAGUAUUUACUUUUUAUUUUAAUAUGUAUUUCUGCCAACACCUGACAAGUUCUGCUAAAUGGUUCUAUGAAAUACUUGAAUGUCAGAAAUAUUCUUCAUCUUUAAAUCAUCAUCAUGCUCAGAAUACUAUUGAAUUAAUUUUUAAAUAUCGUUUUUUUAUUUUUUAUUCACAAUAUAUUUUAAUGGAUAUCUAAGCAUAUUUAAAAAGUUUAGAUAUUUGCAAAGAGUGACAAGAAAAAUAAACAACUCUAUAUCCACUACGAGUUGAACAUAAAAUAAAUUAAAUUAAAUUGAAGAAAGGCUUCCAAUAUUAAUGUACUUAUUGCUUUCUUUCUUUCUUUCUUUCUUUUUUUUUUUCCUUUCUUUCCAGGCUAGAUACAAUGUCGCAUAGUUUUGGAGCAGUUCAGAUUUCAAAGACUGGCACAUAUAUAAGAACUACUGUCAAAGCUAGUUUUGAGUUGGUGUGGAAUGAAGAAGAUUCUCUUACGGUUAGUACAAGUAAAUAAAAAAAUACAAAAUCUGGAUAAAUAUCACAUCUUCAAGAUAACUGAGAUUUAACAAAGAAUGUGGUGGAAGAUAUUGAGUAAAUGAUGAAUUAACAAGGGAAUUAAACAUUUUAGUCCAAACUGAUUGAACUAGAUUUUUUUCUAUAUAGGUCAUUUUUUUCUGCUUAAUUUGUUGAUAUAAAAUUUGCAAUUUACUUCAAUCUAUAACUAGUAAUAUACAUAUAAAAGAUAUAAAGUGAGUGCUCUACUCCAGACGGUAAACCAGUGCAUUGUUAACAUGCACUAUCAGAAACAGGGUGCUACAAAAUGGGGAAUUAAAUAUAGUUACCUUAUCAAGAUAACAUACUACAAUAUAAAAGACUCACAGCACACCAAUUCAUGCAAAAAUAUUUACUGAAAAAUACAAUAUAUCAUACAUAGUCAAUAUACAACCUGAAGUGCAAAGUACACCCAGAAUACACACCUAAUACCAUAUUAAUAAAGACACCAAGGUUACCUUUAGGUAUAUGACCAACUCUACUGACCUAUGGCUGGAGACCAAAAUUCCCCAAUGUUUUGGCUACUGCAUUUGACAAAGGAGUCUCUAGGUCAGUAUAGUUGGUCAUAUACCUGAAGUGCACUUGGUAUUAAUAUGGUAUGAGGUGUAUAUACUGGGUAUACUUUUGCACUGUACAUCCACUUUGCACUUUAUGUUGUAUAUAUCAUAUAUUAUACUUUUAUAUUGUAAUCUAUAACUAGUCAUGGGCAGGGUUACCAUUAGAACUCUUUAGGCUUCUUACAACCUCAAUGAAUGACACACACCCUGACACACAGGUACUCACUCUUAAUCACAAAUAUACUACACUCACAGGGACACUAAUGGAUACAUACAUACUCACAGACACAAAGACAAUGAUACACAUAACCAGACAGAUAAACUACACAAACACAAUGCUCAGUGCCAAACCCUCCCCACACACCCAUAGACUUUGUCACACCAACACUGCCAGACACAUACACACAAUCACAAUCAGACUGUAAGACACAUGCACACUAUAACAUUUAUGGUUUAAGCCACUGUCUAGGUUAACCUACCUCUUGCAGCAAGAGGGUGGUUUCCUGGGUGUCCAGAUGGUAUCCUGCUGCAAAUGUCAAUGAUCUAAUUUUUCCCUCCUGUGCGGCUUCUUUACAUGCUGUUAAUAGUGAUAAGUUAUCACUUCCUCCAAGCACUACCCUACAAGAAGAUAAACGUGGCAGUUACCAAACUCUGGUAAGGGGUCCACACUUAAGUUCCACAAUGUGCUCUGGUUAUGGGAGUUAGUUCUAUUAGUUGCAGGCAAGUCUCAGGGCUCGGUCAGGACCCUUAACAAGGUACCCUGGUCAUAAAAAUACACUCUCAAGGGCAGGAUAAGAGAGAUUCAGCAGCUUACCUUAUUCUCAAUGCUUUCCUAUGGAUGCUCUGCGCGAUGGAGGCAUAAUAUGCCUCCAGCAUCGCAGAUGCGCUUCUGGUAGCUGUCUGGAAGACAGCCACUAGAUACUAGAUUAACCCCAAAUGUAGACAUAGUUUCUCUGAAACUGCUAUGUUUACAUUUGAAGGGUUAAAACCUGAGGGACCUGGCACCCAGACCACUUCAUUGAGCUGAAGUGGCCUGGGUGACUAUAGUGUCCCUUUAAUACUGACGCUUCUACUUGUUAAAUGCCAUCACCAUGCACACAGCUAUGCUGGACAUGAGACUUAGAACAUGGACUGGGACAAUGAUAUUCCUGAAUGCUUGCUGAAAAACCCCAGAAUGUUAAUAUUAUAAAAUACAUUUGUGAUUGCCAAGACUAUUUACAAGCUAACUCAUUGGUUCAUAGUUUGUUUUUUCACAUUAAAUAUAUGUAUUUUAUUAGUUUCUACAUAGUCACUCAUUUUCACACUUGUUGAUGAAAUUUCCUUUCUCUAGUUGGAACUGAGCCCAAAAUAUGCCAAUCAGACAUGUGGACUUUGUGGAGAUUAUAAUGGAAUGCCAAUAUACAACGAGUUUAUUGAAAAUGGUAAGGAAAGAUCAAAUGCGUGUAAUAAAUUAACAUGUACGUCAAUAUUACCCUAAUAUAUAAAACCAUCGAUUUAUUCCUUACAGGUAUCACAAUAUUUAUAAAAAACAAUAAUUUAUCUUUUAUAGAUGUCGUAUUGAAUGAACACCAAUAUGCUAGUUUGCAUAAGUACGAUGGACCAGAAGAAAGAUGUGACGAUACAAGAGAUGAAAAAUCAGAUGACAACUGUACCAUCAACGUAAGUUCUGAUAGACACAAAAUAAGUCAGACUGUUCCACUCCAACCCACCACCUUUAACACAUAAUUGUUGCCAUUCUGCUACUACGUCAUGUCCAACUAAAUGUUUUUUAAGCCUUAAUGAUGUCAUUUUGCUCUGUGGACCAUUGAUGUUUCUGUAUGCUGUAGGUUUGUACAUGGUUAGUAAUUCCUCCAGACUUUAUGUUUUAUAAUUUGGUCUCAAACAUUGUGUUUUAAUGAUGUAUAGUUUGCUUUUAAAGGGAUGCCCCUAUGCACUUUAGCUUGCUGAAACACUUGAUAUGCAAAGAAUGUUUCCUUUUUUUUUUUUUAUUGAAAUAUAAAUUAACCUUGUUACACCCCUUGUCUUUCAAUCAGACAACAGGUCAAGCUACUUUUUUUUUUUUAAUACAAAUCUAAAUAUAAUCUCUUUAACAGACAAGUUUAUGCAAAAUGGUUCUGACUGGCUCAGCUUUCCACCAAUGUAACAGACUAGUGGAUCCUACAAGAUACAUUGAGCUUUGCGAGAAAGAUGCUUGCAGAUGUAAAGGCAACUCGACUGGAUUCUGCCUUUGCAAUAUUUUCACUGAGUACUCCCGGCAAUGUGCUCAUGCUGGAGGAAAGCCAAAGAACUGGAGAACAGCUAAGCUAUGCCGUGAGUCUCCCUUUUUACCUUGAGAUCAAUUGGCAGGUUGUUGGUAAAUAUAACAUAUGUAAAAUCAUUUAUUCAAGCAAUAUAUGCAUACCAUUUUAAAAUGUCAAUUUUUUCAGUAAUUGAAGGGUUAUAUGAUUUUAAUGUAAAUUGAUGUAGGAUUUUUUGUAAUCAAGGAAUAUUCAAAUUUUUUACUGCCAUUCCAUUUAUCUGGCAGUUUCAAAUUACCAUUUUGUUUGGACAAAAUGAAUAAAGAAUGUUGCACCAAUAUGAGUUUUUGGAAAUUGCAGUCUUAAGAGGAGGUGACAUAUUUUUUAAAUUACAGCCUUGAAAUGUGCUUUCAAUCUGGAGUUCCGUGAAUGUGGCAGUGCAUGCCAAGACACCUGUACUAAUCCAGAACGCUCAUUAGUAUGUGAUGAACACUGUACAGAUGGAUGCUUCUGUCCAGCAGGUAACUAUUUUUGCAUAAUCUUUAUUAAUACGUUUGUAUAAAUUAGAAUAGAUAGACUCCACAAAACAGAGACCAGAUAGAAUCAACCACACAUGCAUCAUGUUUUGACUGGUUAGAUUGAAUUUAAGUCUAGGCCUGUCAUCCUUCCACUAAUAAAGCAAUAGAGCAAAAUUCAGAGAGAAUAAGAAGGCUUGGGUCAAUUAAAUAGGGAUCAUCUGAAAAAGAUACAGGAGCCUGUGUUAUAUGGCCAACAGGAACAUUUGGAAACUGUUCUAAAAUUGUUAAACACUAGGAUUCCACGCACUAUAACCGAGAUGAACUGGUUAUAGUACCCAUGGUGUAUCUUUAAGGUGAAGAUUGCUCAAUUCGCCAUACUUUCAAAACCACUCCAGAAUAUUAUGUUACACAUGGUUCAACUGAAAAGCCCUCAAAGCCUGUUUUUGCCUGAUGGCUAAAAGAAACAGUUCUAAGGUGAUUACAGAAUUCUUUGUAAGUCACUCUGCAAGCUAUACACCUGAAAUUUCUUAUGGUGUGUGCAAAUAGAUAUUUGGCAGACUCUGACCAUGCAUUUGUAAACCCCGGUCAGCAGUUGUCUGUAAAAUAUUGGGUGAGAGACAAUUUAAUCUAAGUAUUCUACAUUUUCAUAUUUCUAUAUAUUUUAAUUUAAUGAAAUGCAUCAUUCCUUAAAUAUUUUAUUUUUGUUCUUGUAAGGCAUGGUUUUUGAUGACAUCAACAAAUCUGGAUGUGUACCUAAAGAGAAGUGUCCUUGCACAUUCAAUGGAGAUGUCUAUCCCAUUGGAACAGGAUAUUCCGAAACCUGUAAAGAAUGGUAACUUUUAUUUCUGCACUUUUAUUGUUUUAAGAAUUUUUAAAACUUGAUUUUGUUAUCUGGGAGUAAUUUAGUCAAAUUGCUACUGUUUGCACAAACAAAUAAAAGGCAACUUACGUUUUAAGUUGCCACCAUUUGACACAUGUACUGGCUGCAUUAUCUACAUUGCAUGCUCUUUAUUUACUUAAUUAAAUUAUGGUUGAUUCAAAUAGUAUGUUUUAUGUAUCCUUUUACAUCAGACCAUGAAUUGAGGUGGUUCUAGUUUAAGUGUUUUCUAUACUUCUAUUAAGUUUUUGCUAUUUCAAUUUUGAUAAUUGUGCAUAUUUAAAAAUAACAAAAAAGUACAACAGUAUGCCAACGCUAUUGUUCUGAAUUUAUUGGUGUUUUUUUCUAUCAGCACAUGUGUUGGAGGGAAGUGGAGCUGUGACAAAAAGCCCUGCACAGGUAUCUGCUCUCUUGAAGGAGGUUCACACGUCACCACCUUUGACCUUUCCCGUUACAAAUUCCACGGAGACUGUAAUUAUGUGUUGGCAAAGGUACGCACCAUAUAAUUUUUUUGUGUAUAACAUCAGGGGCUUCCCAGCUAACACACUAUAACAACAAAAAAAAAUGCCAGGAUCCACAAAACAGUGGAACGGGUGCCACAAGUAGAUAUUUUUUAAAUUGCAUUUUUUUAAAAACAAACUAAAAUUUAUAUAUAUUUUUUAAUCAAACACAGACAUGUGAUAACCUCCUCUUCACUAUAUUGGCUGAAAUUCGCACAUGUGGAAACACUGACACUGAAACAUGCUUGAAGAGCAUCUCUCUCAGCCUCAAUGGAGGAAAAGAUGUAUGUAUUUCCAAAAAAAAAUCAACAUUGUUAAUAACAGCAAUCAACUUAAUAAUAAUUUUUUUUUAAAAAACUAUUUUCUGCAUUUUAUCUUUGAUUUGUUGAAGUUUCUAUAUUUCUGUUAUGUUCUAACCAUUGAUUAUAUUCUCUCUCACCAGUUCAUCUUGGUGAAACAUUGUGGCAGUGUUUACGUCAACUCACUGUACACACCGUUACCAAUGACAUCUUGUAAGUCAAAAGUUUAUAUAAGCUUAAUUCGUUGUAAAAGUAUCCAGUUGAUUGGAACAUAAGUUUAUCUAACUAUGUAAUCAAUAUGUUUGUUUAUGUAUUUAAUUUUCAUAAUAGUUUAUUGUAAAAGUGAAACAGGAAAGAGUCAAUGUGCACAUGAAAACAUUUGUGAAAGCCUUGGUUUGUUAAAGAAAAAAAAAUAUUGAUGUUAACAACAGAGAGAUAGCAGAUGGACAGGGUAUAAAAGUUGGUGCAAAGGUUGGUAGUGGCUUAGUGCUGUACAUGGGGUGUCUACCACAACCCUCAUUUUUUUUAUUCCACAAUUCUUAGACUUGAUAGAGUCUGUUACAGGCAAACACACAAAAAAAGAAAAUUGAUUCCUUACAAGAAGUGAAAUGGGUGGCAUUUUUGGAAAUGUAUUGGACGAUUGUAUCAGGUUUUGAAGAACUCUUCAGUGGUUUCAUGCAGCUUGGCUAUCACAUGUUCCCUAGAAUGAAUAUACCAUAUUUUUUUUAGACAUAUAAAAUUAAUAUUCCAAUUUCUGUUCCAGAUAUAUGGUUUUGAAAGGUUUACACAGAAUUUAUAUUUUUGAAGCACCAAUAAACUACUUCAAUUGUAGGAUCAAUACAUAUUUAAAUAUAUGUACUUCUUAUAUAUUUUUGUUAACUUAUACAUAUAUAAAUAUAUGUACUAUAUAUAUAUAUAUAUAUAUAUAUAUAUAUAUAUAUAUAUAUAUGUUAACUUGCUUGAUGGCUAAUGUAUUAGUCCUAAAAUCUCAUUCUAGUUGUGAUGCUGCACUGGAGAACUAGGAAGUCUGAGUUGAACUUCGAUAGACCAAAUCUUUAUAAAUCUCUUAUUUUGUACCAUGUUAUAAAAUGUCUUAUGUAUCUUUUUGAUAUGCAACUCUCUUUCUUAUCGUUACAGCCAGUUUCACCAUCUUCAAACCAACAUCCUUUUUUAUCAUCAUGGAAGCCACAAUAGGCAUACAGAUGCAUAUCCAAUUGAAACCCACCAUGCAGGUCCACAUUGUAAGCGAUCAAAGGCAUAUGAAUGGAACCUGCGGUGAGUUGCUCUCUUGUUACAGUUAUAUGUGAAAUCAAAAUAGGAAGUAUAAAUAGAAUUCUAAAUUGCUCAUCCAAAUACUUGCUAACAUUUAGUUUUUUAUUUUCCCAAGGUCAUUAUGUAAAACUGCCUAUAGUGCCACCCUAUCUUGGCAUACAAAUAAUAUUCAUUUAUAAAUGUAACAUGUGCCAAUACUAUUCCUCAGGUCUCUGUGGUAACUUCAACAACAUCCAAUCUGAUGACUUUAAAUCACCCAGUGGAUUGAUUGAAGGGACUGGGGCAUCAUUUGGCAACCAGUGGAAAACACAAGUAGAUUGUCCCAGUGUCAAAAACAGCAAAGAGAAUCCUUGUUCUCUCAGCUCUGAAUCAGGUGAGUAUUUAAAAGUUAUUCAAUUAAUGGAAUUAUACAUAAACAAAUGUGGAAUUCUCAACUUAUUUAAUUGAAACAGGUUCUGCAGAGGUGUAAUAGAUAAAAACAUAACAUGGAAGACAUAAUAUUGACUUCUUAUUUCGCAUAUUUUGUUGUCAUUAAGUUUGGUAAAAUUACCUUUGUUCUCUCUUUUUUUUUUUAACAAUAUGUAUACGCAAACUAACAUUAAUCUAACGCUUAUUUUUUAGAAACUUAUGCCAAACACUGGUGCUCGUUCCUAACAGACAGCAAUGGACCAUUCUCUCAAUGUCACAAAACCAUUGAUCCAGAAGACUAUUAUAAGGUAAAAUAAAAAUAAUGUGAUGCUAACCUCAGCUACAUUCUCUUUGUUGAGGAAAUUUAAAAAAAGAUAAUAAUGGACAAGUAAUAUAUAAUAUAUAAUGAUACAUAAUAAUUGUAAUAUUUUUUUUUGUGCCUGAGAAAUCAGUCUUUCUGGGUAUGAAAAUAUUUCUAAAAUAAUAAGUAAUUAAAUACAAACAAUUAGUAGAAAUAAUUUGCAGAAGUGCGCGUUCUGGGAAUUUAAACCAGGCAUAGCCAAUAAGUAUCCAUUCAACUGGUGCCAUGCUGCAAAUUUUGGGAGGCUAAGCUUUGCAGUACCCUUUUAAUGUGUGGAAGCAGUGUUGUUUUGCCAGAGUCAUAGCAUUAGCUAAAAGCUCACAAAUGUCAGGAAUUCAGGGGAUAGAAUCCCUAAUUACAGUGUAGGACAAUGAUAGAAAGAAGCAUUACCAGGCCAUAAACCAGAGAGCACCUUAGGCAGACUGGCCAAGGUCAAAGACAAGAAGCAAAUAGUGGGAAUUUAUGAACAAGCAGGGCCAGAAAAAGUAAAUCCGCAAAGGAACACUAAAGAAUCACACGCAUUGAGAACCAGGCAAGGACCACAAACUGGCAGCACACUAAUGGAGCACUGAAGUUUAAAUAGGUCAUUCUUGAUACUGAGUAUGAAGUCGCAUGAGAUGUGAGGAUGCUUACCAGGAAUGAUGUGAAUAAGCAACAAUAAAUGCUUGCUGAAGACAUCGGACAUAUGGAGUUCCUGACAAACUAUCUCAAACAGUUAGCCUUCUACACUAAUUAGUAGAUGAUAUUUUUCUUAACUUGCAAUCAAUAUAAAAACAUUUUUAUUCUCCUUCAGAGAUGCUUGUACGAUACCUGUAACAGUGAAAAAAGUGAAGAUGCCAUGUGUGCAGUUAUGUCGUCAUAUUUCUAUGCCUGCUCUAGAAAAGAAGUCGAUUUGAGGGGGUGGAGAACACAUGUCUGCAGUAAGUUGAUAAACAUCUGCCAUUACGUACAUACCAAUUGUUUUGGGUAUUAGGAAAUCUGCUGGCAAUGUUAUUUUCUGAUUGUUAAAAAAGAGACUGCUCAUAUAAAUGUGAUGGAAGGCUUUAUUAAUGUGCUCAUCUAUUUAAUCCCAAGGCUCAUACACCCUGGACUGCCCAAAGACUCAAACAUACUCUCCGCUUGUCAGUACAUGUGAGCCCACCUGUCGCUCCCUCAGUGAGCCUGAUGCCUUGUGUGCCAUAAGCAUGCCCAUUAUUGAUGGAUGCCGUUGUGAGGAUGGAACCUAUAAGGAUGAUAGUGACAAAUGUGUGCUUCCAGCUUUUUGUUCCUGUUAUUACAAGGGGACACCAGUGUCACCAGGAGAAGUUUUCCAUGAAAAUGGGGUAAAAUGGUAAGUUAUUAUUAAGUGAUAAAGAACAGAUUUUGACAUAUUUCUUGAUUUACUAUGAUCACUGCUUCUACUCACAACUGCAUUUUUGAACUUCAAAUCACUGUACAACGCUAAAACUUUGUUGUUUUCCAAUAUUGCAGCACCUGCAAGAAUGGAAAACUGGAAUGUAUUGGACAAGAUACUAAAGAAAUAGGUAUAUAUUUAUGGGGGACAGUUUAAAAUGGCACAUUUUUUGUCAUACUUUACAUUAAAGCUCUUCAAUCCACUGCCAUCAAAUAAAGAAAUAAAUCAAGCCUAGUAGGCAGCUAUUUUGAUCAUUGUUUUUCUAACAAUUACAUUUAUCAAGUUGUUUCCUUACCUCAAAUAUUAUAUAUUUUUAAAUGUUUUGAUAUCUUAAUCUUCUUUUCUUUUGCAGUUCUCUUGUCUUAUAUUAUUUUGUUUUGUCUGUUUUACAUAGUGUGUACGAGCCCAAUGGUCUAUUUUGACUGUGACAAAGCCCCAGCAGACACCAAGGGAUCUGAAUGUCUAAAAAGUUGUUCGACAUUUGACACAGAAUGUGUACGUAUUUUUAUGAGCACAAUAAGUUGAAGAGUUGUUUUUUGAAUUUAGAGGGACACUAUGGUCACAAAACAACCUGAGAGUGCAUAGGCAUGAUCUAUUCACUAGAACUGCUUUAUUGAGCAGUUUGUAAGUUGUUUUUGUGAGUAAUGUGUCCAUUUAAUAUUUUAACACAAAAAAUAUAUACUUUUUAUUGGCUAUAACCUCUGAAAUGUGCUAACUCAAAGUAAAAAAAACCUAUCUGUGACACCCUAAGAUCAAACAUUAAAGGACAUAUGUAUUAAAAUUUGUUUUAAUCAAUAACAAUAUGCAAUUCAUUUUGUAUAAGUACAAUAUGAAUUGUCUACUAAGUAGAUAUUCUAAAUUGUAUUCAUACUUUUUGUUUGUUUGUGAUUCUCUAUUGACACUGUUACUAACUAAAAGUCUGCCAAUAUAUAUUACAGUACAGCACACAGUGUGUUUCUGGCUGUAUGUGCCCUGACGGAUUAGUGACUGAUGAUGAUGGGCACUGCGUGCGUGAAGAAGAUUGUCCUUGCAUGUUAAAUGAUGAUUUCUAUGAACCAGGGGAAGAGGUUCAAGUAAAAUGCAACACCUGGUGAGCCACUAAACUAUCACAUUUAUUCAGGAGAAACAUGUCUGAGAAUAAAGAUUGUGUGCAACUAUUGUUAUAGUGUGUUUCUUAAAUUUCAAAUUUACGUGAACAUCAAAUUAGCAUUUUUUUUUUUAAAAAACAUACAUUUAAUUAGAGGUGUUGUGAAUUUUACACGAUGCUCAGAGAUAGUCUACUGACAGUUUCUUCCAUAAAUAAUUUUGUGUUUUCUUCAUGAAGCACUUGCAAAAAUAGAAAGUGGGACUGCACAACCAACACGUGUCUGGCGACAUGUGCUGUAUAUGGAGAUGGGAACUACAUUACUUUUGAUAACAAGAGAUACAAUUUCAAUGGACAAUGCCAGUACUCCUUGGCUCAGGUACAUUCUAUUUCUUUCCUUUUACAUCUCUGAUGUGUGUGUGUGUACUUGUAGUCAUUCUUGAUAUCUAUAAUCUUUAAAAUAUAUUUUAAGUGCUUCAUAUUGGUGUUAUUCUGAUGUAGCUUGAAAUCUGAGUAGGGACCCACCAAAAGGCCAGCUGCUUGAGCUGUCCAAUCUCAGUACUCUCUUGCACAUUGUUUGUUUUUUCUCUUCCCAAGUUUAAUGGGUAUGCCACACAUGGACCCAUUACUCAUGGUGCCUAGAAGGGCAUUGGCUAGAACUCACUGAAAAGGCCUAACAGGUCUAAAAAGAUCAUCUUGGGUUGCUGUAUCAUGCAGAGAGAGCUGGCAUGCAUUUCACCUUUUGGGUGGGAUCCGUCUGGCAUACAAAUGGCUUUGAAAUUGCACAAUAUGAGCUACAACUCACUUAAGAUUUGAGUGGGCAAGCUACUUGAACUGUUGUCCCUUUUCAGUAUUCUCUGGAACAUUGUUUUUUUUUUUUACAGGGAAUACUAUCUUUAAAACAAUGGUUGUAAAUAAUAAUAAUAAUACUGUCAAUGUCAAACUCCCCAUACAUACAUAUUGAUUGACCAAGAAUUAAACAAAAGAAAAAGAAAGUAUUAAAUGUAACCUAAACUAUCUUAUUUAUUCCAUACGCAGUAAGAUUUUAUGACUAAAAUAAUAUAUAUAAAUAAUAACAUAAUAAUAAUAAUAAUAAUAAUAAUAAUAAUAAUAAUAAUAAUAAUAAUAAAAUGUUAUGUUAAUGUAUGGUGACCUUUUUGAGAUCUUGGGUUUUUAACUGUGUAGAAAAAAAUAGCCUUGUCAAGGUAAUGCACCUUUUAAAUUUACUGUGUGCUAUAAAAUAUGUAAUUGAUGGUAUUUUUUUUUACAUUAGUAAUGAUAUUUGUUUGUGGAAAGUGCUUGCAUAAAUUAAUUACAUACUUGUAAAGUGCUUGUAAAAAUCAAUCUCCAGGAUCAUUGUUCUGAGGAGCCUGGUACAUUCUACAUCAUCUCAGAGAACAUUCCAUGUGGCACGACAGGCACCACCUGCUCCAAAUCUAUCAAGCUCUUCCUAGGGGUGAGAAAUUGCUGAUUUGUUCAUCUUAAUAUAUAUGUAAAAUAAACUUAUAUGAAAAACCAAUUCAACAGUCUUGUUCAUUUCCACAGAAAAGAUUUACCAUAAUAUAUAAUUCUACCAUGGUGCAUUCAAUUCAUUUUAAUUGGUAAUAAUGACAUAACCCUUUACUCAAUAAAUGUAUGACAUUUUUUUCUCUUUUCCAGAACUAUGAGUUGAUUCUUGGUGACCAGAAAUUUGAUGUAGUGAAGAAAAAUUAUGGGCAAUAUGUGCCGUUCAAAGUUCGACAGAUGGGCAUCUACAUGAUAGUUGAGGCUUUAAAUGGCUUGAUUUUGGUGUGGGACAAGAAAACAACUAUCUUUGUGAAACUCCACCCCAAUUUUCAGGUAUAGAUCUAUUGAAGAAUAUGUACCUCAAAUGAGAUCAAGUUAAUCUUUGUUAAAGUGAACAAUUAUAUCUUUCAAAAACGUGUUUCAUAAAUCAUUCAAGCAUUGAUGUUUUCGUUUUACACUGAUUAAAAUGCUGUUGGAAAUAUUCUGUUUGCAUAACUUGUUAUGUAUUGCAUUACAUAAAAUAUUCCAAUGUUUCCUUUUAAUCUUUUGAUAGGGCAAGGUUUGUGGUCUUUGCGGUAAUUACGAUGGGAAUGCUGUUAAUGACUUUAUCACCAGAAGUCGCUCUGAGGUUGGAGACGUUUUUGAAUUUGGCAAUAGCUGGAAAUUGUCGCAAAGCUGCCCGAAUGCUAUUGAAGCAAAAGAUCCUUGUUUGUCCAACCCAUAUAGGAAAGCAUGGUCACAGAAGAAGUGUAGUAUCAUCACAGGUCCUGUCUUCCAGGCCUGUCAUCCCAAGGUGAGAACUAUAUUUUGAAAUUCUGGCCCUCUUGCUUUAGAUUGCCACUUAUUCCAAUUAUUCUAUACGUUACUUGUGAUGUAGUCUUUAAAUUCUGCUAUUUUCAUAAAUUAAUUGUACAGAAAACACUAGCCAAUCUGGUCUUUCCAGAAUUUCAAUGUACUCAAUUCUCAUAUCACAAAUUAGUGAUAUAUAAUUAAUUGAUUUUCUAACAUUAUGGUGCGCUCCAACGAUUUUCCAUUGUGUUACAUUAUCAUGAGCUAUGUGCAUUUUUCUAAUAUUGAAGACAAUAACAUGGAGAUUCCUGAUCACGUAGGAAUAAGAAAUGACUGAAGCUGUUCUUCUCUACCCAUAGAUUGACCCAAUGGAAUAUUAUGAGUCUUGUGUUCAUGAUGCCUGUGCUUGUGACACUGGUGGAGACUGUGAAUGUCUCUGUACAGCUGUAGCCUCAUAUGCUCAAGCUUGCAGUGAAGCUGGAAUAUGUGUGAACUGGAGAACUCCAUCCAUAUGUCGUAAGUGUUAAAUGACCAAUAUGUAAAUGGUUGGUUUAGUUGUAGACUGCCAUUUUCCAGUAGAUACAAAUUUUCCAUUUUCAUGCUAUGUCUAUCCCAGGUUAUUAAAUAACCAGUUAUUGUCCACAUGCUAGUUAAGAGUGUUUACAGAAAUUUAGUUCUCCAUUAUGUGAUAAUUUUCAGGGCAUUCUAGACUGCACUUUUGUACAAGAUUUUGCAAACGUAGACUAUUCCAAUAUUACACAGGACCUUUUACCAUACCCAUAUAACACAUGUCAAGUCUUUUAACCAACACCUUUAUCUUUCUGAGGUUCCUACUAAUUCCUACUAAAUACAAACCCAACCUUUCCAAUAGGUAUUUUCACUACAUAACAUUAGGUGGUUUUACUGGUGUAAACUCAUUAAUUCGUGUCCACUUAUCAACAGCUAUAUUCUGUGAUUUCUACAAUCUGAAAGGACAUUGUGAGUGGCAUUACCAAGCUUGUGGAGCUCCAUGCAUGAAGACAUGCAUGAAUCCUACUGGGGUUUGCUUUAACAAUCUGACUGGUUUAGAAGGUAAGAAAGACUCAUGAACAUUUUAUGAUUCACAUUUGCCACAAAUUAUACACGAUGAGUGAAAUGCAAACUGUGAUGUUCAGAUGGUUUUAUAGUUCAUUAUUGAUUAUUGUUGUGUUUAAAUUAAGGAUAACUAUUUAAUAGAUAAAAUAACUGAGUAAAGAAUGAACAUUUUAUGCUUUUUUUCAAAUGAUUGGAUUCCUGGAUACCUUUUCAGGGUAACUUGUUUCUUGAGGGAUGUUUCCCUAGCCCUCUCCCUGCAACAACUUUUCACCUUCUCCUUAUACUCAUAAAUUUUCUUUCUUCUUUUCUGUCUUUUUAAUUUACUUAUCUCAUAAAUAUGGAAGGUAGUUUACCUUUCCUUCUAAUGUCAAAACUACAGAACAGUGGUCCAAGUUAUAGUACCGUAAUGUUUUGAGCCAUCGCUUUUUGUUGCUCUAGGUCUACUGCUCCUAAAUAAGGAGUGUAAAAAAAACCUUAAUAAAUCAUGGAUGAUAUGCUACAAAUAUGCAGUCAAAAAUCAGAAUAUUAUAGCUCCACAUAGACAUAAUAAAAGCAAUUUCAUCAGACUCUCAUUUGGUUGUGAAUUACUAUUACAAAUAAUUAUUGACAUACAUUUUUUGUUGCCCCGGUGUAUGCAAAAAAAUGUGGCAUGGCUGGUUUUAGUUUAAUAACCUUUUUUUUUCUGCCAUACCAGAGGAUUUGUAUGAAGAACAAUGAGACAACGAAAAACCUAGUUUAAUUUAUGUUACACUGUUUACAUUGUAUUGUAUUAAUUGUUCUAACUUUAUAAAAUGUACAAAUAGCAAGUGCACAAAUUUCAGAUUAUUUUAAUAAUCUUUUUAUUAUUUUACUAAUCUUCACUGAUGCACUACGUUUAUCAGUUUUACUGAUCACCAUUACCACAUGGCUAGCAUUUGGCUAACCACUCAGUGAUGGCUAGUGUAAUUUUACUGGCAAAUAAAACUCGAACAUGGUUACUUACUAAAGUGAGAAUUCUAAUUGAAUUUGUUUAUAAUGCCCUUCAAUCAACUCUAAAGCAUAAUCAUUGAUUCUGUUAUUGAUAUGAUCUUCAGAAAUUCACAUGCUUUCAUAUAUCCUCAGGUUGUUACCCAAAAUGUCCACCAGACAGUCCUUAUUUUGAUGAGGAGAGCAUGCGUUGCAUUUCAUCGUGUCACUGUUAUGAUGAAUAUGGAGAUGAAUAUAAACCAGGACAGAAAAUGCCAAGUGUGGAAAGAUGUUCAAUCUGGUAUGAAUCCUAGAAAUUGGCAGGCAUGUGUGUGCAUGCGUGCGUGAAUGUGGCUCGAUAGGAAGUAAAGAUUAUGACCUUAUUUAGAAAUAUGUGCAAGCACUUCUUCAUUUUAUAUAACCUUAACAUCCACCCUGCAAAAAUACAUCCAUAAUUGUGGAGGGUAAGUUUAAUAUAUAAAAAAUAUAAUAGUAGACAGAUGACCGGAAUAUGCUGUGAUUAGAUUACAUUUUUUCAGGUUUAAAGCACAUUUUGGUUUAUGCGUGCCUUUCUCAAGUCUGUAUGUGAGCUACAAGUAUGCCUUAAACCUCUUAGAACAAAUUCAGUUUUACCCCACCCUGUAUGCCCAGUUGUCUUUCUAUUACCUUUGUGGAUGUUAGGGCGCUACGGAAUUAUGCAGCUUCAUGCCAUGCCAGAGAACCAAACAUUCAAAAUCUCAAUUGAACAGUAUUUUUAUUGUGAUGCACGUGUUUCAAACAAAGAUGCUUAGUUGUGUGUAAUUUAAACAUGGAAUUUGACAGCUAAUGUAUAUAAUAAUCUCAUUAUGGCUUUCUGUAUAGAAUGCAUACAUAAAGCAAUAGCCUGUUAUUUUCUUUCCUAUGCCUGUAUACAUAUGUAGUACUAAGACUUAGAUUUUAGAAUUGUUUUCACAUAAUUAACUACUUAUUAGCUAUUUAAUAACCAUGUAAUUUAGAGAUGCUAAUAUCUCGACAGGGAUGGACUGGGGAUACGAAGCAGCCCUGGAAAAAAAAUCUAUGCCAGCCCCAUAAGUCAUUGUGCUAUGUAGGGUGUAUAUAUAUAUAUAUAUAUAUAUAUAUAUAUACAUAUAUAUUUAUAGGCAAUUGAAAUAGUUGGCUGCACUCUUGGAUUUCCUUAAAACGUAACUUUUAUUGAAAUAUUUAAGAGAAGAUCAACGUUUCAGUCUCUCUUGUGAACUUGCAUCAGGAUCAUGAUGAAAGUCCACAAGAGGGACUGAAACGUUGAUCUUCUCUUAAAUAUUUCAAUAAAAGUUACGUUUUAAGUCAAUCUGAGAGUGCAGCCAACUAUUUCAAUUGCCUGGAUACUGGAGCCCUGGUGAUGCACCUGGUCACACAACUUUGAAGCCUGAGAGCAAGGUACAACAGCUUAUAUAUAUAUAUAUAUAUAUAUAUAUAUUUUAUUGAUACAUAUCUUCUUCUAACUCAAAAAAUUAGUUCUUUCCGGGUAAUUAAAUUUUACAGUAAAGCAUACUCACACACAGACAAUCUUACUGAUGCACACAAAUAGGCUCAUUGACAGACAAUCUCAAUGACACACACAGACAAGGUUAGUGGCACACACACAAAUUUAGUACAGACAAACUCUGAUACACACAAGCUUACUACAGACAAGCUCACUGUCACACACACACGCUCACUACAGACAAGCUCACUGAUGCCCACACACUCUCCCUACAGACAAGCCCAUUGACACACACAUGCUCCCUACAGAAGAGCUCACUAACACACAGAUUCACUACAGACAAGCUCACUGACACACACAUGCUCACUACAGACAAGCUCACUGACACACAUAUGGUCACUACAGAGAAGCUCACGAUCACACUCAUGCUUACUACAGACAAGCUCACUGUACACACAUGCUCACCACAGACAGGUUCCGACACACCCAUGCUCCUCUCAGACAAGCUCACUAACACGCACACACAUAUAUGAUCCCUACAGACAAGCUCACUGACACACAUACAAGCUCACUCACUAGAAGGCAAACACACACAAACUCACCAGCAGGCACACACACACAGAGGCUCCCCCACUAGCAGAUGUGCGCACACACACACAGAAGCUCGCUCGCUUACUCACUAGCAGAUGCACACACACAAAGACAUCCACACACACAGAGGCAGACAGUCACUGACACUGAGGCAAACAUCCACACAUACAGAGACAGGCAGACAGCCACACACACACACACACACACACACACAGGCAGACAGUCACACACACACACACACACACACACAGGCAGACAGCCACAUACACAGGCAGACAGCCACACACUCACACACACACACACACACACACACACAGGCAGACAGUCCACACCUCACACUCACAGGCAGACAGUCAUAUACACACAUACAGCCACACACUUACUCACACACACACACGGGCAGACAGCCACACACACACACAGUCACACACACAGGCAGUCACACACACACACACAUACAGGCAGACAGUCGCACACACAGCCAGACAGUCACACACAGACAGUCACACACACAGACACACAGGCAGACAGUCACACACUCACACACACACACAGGCAGACAGUCACACACUCACAGGCAGACAGUCUCACACAUACACAGUCACACACACACACACACACACACACACAGACAGUCACACACACAGACAGUCACACACAGACAGUCACACACAGGCAGUCACACACACAGACAGUCACACACACGCAGACAGUCACACUAACCUGCUUCUUACCUCAACAUCCCUUGGAGCUCCUGGAGACUGGUUGUUGGGGAAGCAGAGACUUCUUCCUGCUUCCCAUGCUGCAGUUAGCAAGGCCCCCGCCGCACAGUAAGCUCCGCCCCCACCGCACACUAGGCUCCACCCCUGGCACAUGCUAGCUCCGCCCCACCACAAACUGUUUUUUGUGCCGGCCGGCUAAGUCUCCCUGCUCCCAUAGGUUCUUGUGCGGCCGCACAGCUCACACAUAGCCGGCCGGGAUUACAGGAGCCUGAUCACUGAUAAGGGCUGUCAGCCCAGCACCAGGUGCCGCGGCCCACCGGGAAAUUUCCCGGUAUCCCGGUGGGUCAGUCCGGCUCUGUAUCUCAAUACUAACUGAAUGUAAUAAUUAAUGUAUGUGAAACAUGAAUCACAAAAGUACCCUUUUCAUACGUAAUCAAAAUUCUAAACAUACAAAAGGUCCAUUAAAAAUACUUUGCCAUUCUCCAUGACAAACGAUAUUGCUGCUUAAUUAUGGAAAGGAGUAUUGUAUAUCAUUUUACAUGUCAAAACAUAUCAUUUUAGAUAUAAACUUUUUCAUGUUUUAUUUCUUUCAGCCAGUGCACAAACAAUGGCAAAGAAUGUGAUAAAGCAAGUGGUAAGAAAAUACUGUAAUAUUUUAAAUCAAUUUGUUCAGUGUACCCUGAACAAAGUGUUGUUAUUUUUUUAUUUUUUUUUACAAAUCGAAAAAUGUAAUGUAUAUACUACUGACUUUUUUUUACAUUAUGCAUAAAAUAAACAUUUGCAGCAGAUGUCUCAUAAACAGCUGCCCUAAACAUUACAUUUAUUAGUUUACAUUUUAAUAAUUAGUUUAGCAUUGCAAUUAUAAUUAAGUUGGCCUCUCUCUUGUCAUCUGCAGCCUGCUGCUACUAUGAAAAUAAGGAAUUUUUGCCAGGUGAUAUAGUUUACUACACUGGAGAUGGCAUUGGAGGUUGUAUGCAUGCAGUCUGCACAGAUAAUUCAACUAUAGAAAGAAGCAUUGGACCAUGUCCGACCACAGUGAGCCCCUCCACUGUAUUCGACUUCGAUACUUCUUCAACACCAUCUGGUUCAUCUACAGAACCUCCACACUCUAUAUCACCUGGUUUUUCAACUGGAUACCCCAGUUCUCAAACACCAACUGACUCAUCAGUGAGUCCUACAGACAAUACUUCACCUGGAUAUUCCAGUAUUGAAACAAAUACUCCAACAUCUUCAAAACCUAGCAGUUCAUCCUCUUCCACCCUUGAAUCUACAAUAACUCCAUCAGGUAAAAUGUAGUUUUUUUCUUUUUUAAUUUAAAUUAUUUUCAUAGAUUUAUUCAAUUCAAUAGUGAUAGGUAAUUUGUAAAGAAAAAACACAUUUUCAAACAGAUUUUUAGUAUAUUACUAAAAUAUGAAAAUAAUUUGAAGAUACAAUAAAUAAUACAAUAUUUAAUAUUUCAGCAAUCCCCACUGUCUGUGCCGAAGCUUAUGAUUGCAGUUGGUCUGAAUGGUAUGAUGUGAGCAAUCCUGAUGAUGGAAGUGGAGAUUUUGAAACAUUUGACAACAUAAGAGCCAAGGGCCAUGACGUUUGUAAAAAUCCCAGAAACGUGAAAUGCAGAGCAACACAAUAUCCUGAUCAGGAUAUAGAAGAUUUAGAAGAAGACAUCACAUGCAGCAAGAAAGAUGGUCUUAUAUGUCUAAAUAGCAAGAACUCACCUAUAUGCCAUAAUUUUGAAAUUAAGAUUGAAUGUUGUAAAUAUAGACAGUGUACAUCCACGGUGGAGCCGACAAGUUCUACAACACCUUCUCCUGGCAUUGAAGUGACCACACCUUCACAUCUUACCACUAAAUCUUUUUCUCCAUCCACAUCUGGAACCUCAUCUACUGAAGUGGGAACCAGGGAACCACAAACAUCAACUUCUGAAACACCUGUCACUACAAAAGCAGUGCCAAGUAGUCCAUCAACUGAGUCAACAUCUGGAGUCACAAGUGCAAUUUCACCAACUUGCGUUUUAAAGAUGAAAUGCCGAUGGACUCCUUGGUAUGAUGAUAAUAAACCAAAUGCAAAAAGUGAUGGUGGAGAAGUUGAAAGUAUUAAUGAUUUAAAAGCCAGAGGAUAUCAGAUUUGCAGACAGCGAGAACUUGAAAACAAAGUAGAAUGCGAAGCAAUAGAUAACAUAGGCUUACCAGUUGCUAACAACGACCAAGUAUUUAACUGUGAUCUUGAAAAUGGAUUGGUUUGCAUGAAUAGAGAUCAAAAGAAAAAAGAAAAAUGUAACAAUUACAGAAUGAGAAUUGAAUGCUGUGAAGAAUAUUGUGAAGGAAUAGAAACAACUGUUACAUCUAUUCCUUCCUCUACUAAAUCAACACCUGCAGUUGGUGAAACUUCAUCACAAGGGACAACAAAAUCACCAUCUCCGGGUUCAAUAGCCCCAAGCACGUCAUCUGAAAUAUAUACCACCCCUUCUGUUGUGACUGAAAGUACAUCUUCUCCAUCAACUGCAUCAUCGGAAACAACUUGUGUACGUAAGAUGGAAUGUCGCUGGACUCCUUGGUAUGAUCUCAACACACCAAAUAAGAAAAGUGAUGGUGGGGAUAGUGAAAGUAUUGAGCAGAUAAAAGAAAAAGGUCUUGUAGUUUGCACAAAUGGAGAAAAUGAAAACAAAAUACAAUGUGAAGCCAUAGAUAAUAAUGGUAUAACAAUUGCUGAUAAUCAACAAAUAAUGACUUGCGUCCUUAAAGGUGGAUUGAAUUGCAGAAACAGAGACCAAAAAAAGAAAGAGAAAUGUUACAAUUACAGGAUAAGAGUUGAAUGUUGUUCUGAGUAUUGUGAAAAAGUAGAGGCACCUACUACAUCUUCACCCUUGACUUCUGGAUCAAAAACUACUGUAGGAACUAUAGGAACUUCUGUGGGUCCAAGCACAACUCCUGCAGGUGUCGUUUCAUCAUCAGAAAAACCUGGAACCUCAACUUCAUCAUCUACACCUACAGAAAAGCCAUCAACAGGUGCUGUAACUGAAUCCAAACAUACACCCACGGAAAAUUGUGAGAAGUUUAGAGCAUCAGAAUGUCGUUGGACCGAUUGGUUUAAUGAACAACAACCUUCAUCAGGAGCGAGUGGCGAAGAUAAUGAGAAUUCAUAUAAGCUGAGGUCAAAAGGAUUAGAGGUAUGUAAGCAAGAGGAAAUUGAAAACCACAUUGAGUGCAGAGCUGAGCAAUAUCCUGAUGUUGCUUACAAAGACAUUAAACAAGUGUUCACAUGUAAUUUGAAGGAAGGAUUAAUCUGUCAGAAUAAGGACCAAGCUGGUGAUGAUAAAAUGUGCCGUGAUUAUGAGAUAAGGUUUGAAUGCUGUUCUAAAAAAUUUGUUGAAUCUUGUGGCAGCAUAAUUUCAUCUUCAACUCCACCCUCAUCUACCGAAGUGACUACGAUUCCUACAACAACUGCAGUAUCUCAAACGUCUUCAUCUGGCGAUGAAACUACUCCACCAUACUCUUCAACUCCUGGAACAUCAACUUCCAAAACUCCUGGAAUUUCAACUGGUGUAACUUCAGAAACAUCUUCAACUUCUGGUCCUGAAACAUCUCCUUCAGGUGUCGUUUCAUCAUCAGAAAAACCUGGAACCUCCAACUCAUCAUCUACACCUACAGAAAAGCCAUCAACAGGUGCUGUAACUGAAUCCAAACAUACACCCACGAAAAUUGUGAGAAGUUUAGAGCAUCAGAAUGUCGUUGGACCGAUUGGUUUAAUGAACAACAACCUUCUUCAGGAGAGAGUGGCGAAGAUAAUGAGAAUUCAGAUAAGCUGAGGUCAAAAGGAUUAGAGGUAUGUAAGCAAGAGGAAAUUGAAAACCAAAUUGAGUGCAGAGCUGAGCAAUAUCCUGAUGUUGCUUACAAAGACAUUAAACAAGUGUUCACAUGUAAUUUGAAAGAAGGAUUAAUCUGUCAGAAUAAGGACCAAGCUGGUGAUGAUAAAAUGUGCCGUGAUUAUGAGAUAAGGUUUGAAUGCUGUUCUAAAAAAUUUGUUGAAUCUUGUGGCAGCAUAAUUUCAUCUUCAACUCCACCCUCAUCUACCGAAGUGACUACGAUUCCUACAACAACUGCUGUAUCUCAAACGUCUUCAUCUGGCGAUGAAACUACUCCACCAUACUCUUCAACUCCUGGAACUUCAACUUCCAAAACUCCUGGAAUUUCAACUGGUACAACUUCAGGUACUUCUGGCUCUGAAACAUCUCCUUCAGGUAGUUACACUUCUCCCUCUGUCAAUGAACCUUCUUCAACUGGGUAUGAGACUUCAACUCCCAAACCUCCUGGUGAAUCUUCACCUUCUGGUUCUGAAACACCUAGUUCUGAGAGUCCUAUUACGUCUGCAACUUCUUCACCAGGGUCUAAAACUUCACCAUCAUCAACUUCAUCUAGUGGACCAUCAACAGAAACUGGUGUCACAUCACCAAAUAUAUACUCUACGGUAACUUGUAUAUAUAAGAUGGAAUGUCGCUGGACCCCCUGGUAUGACAACAAUGCACCCUCAACAAAAAGUGAUGGGGGAGACAAUGAGAGUAUUGAAGACAUACAAUCUGAGGGAGCUGAUAUAUGUUCUAAAGGAGAAAAAGAAAACAAAAUAGAGUGUGAAGCUUUUGAUAAAAAAGGUUCAAUCAUUUAUGAUCAUAAACAAGUAAUGACCUGUGAUAUGGAAAGUGGACUUACUUGCAAGAACAGAGAUCAGAAGAAAAAAGAAAAAUGUUACAACUACAAAAUAAGGUUUGAAUGUUGUGCAGAGUAUUGUGAGCCAGUGCAAACACCUAGCACAUCCCCCUCUAUAACAACUAAAUCAACAACUUCAGUAGGUGAAACUUCACCAUCAGAAAAACCUGGAACCUCAACUUCAUCAUCCACACCUACAGAAAAGCCAUCAACAGGUGCUGUAACUGAAUCCAAACAUACACCCACGGAAAAUUGUGAGAAGUUUAGAGCAUCAGAAUGUCGUUGGACCGAUUGGUUUAAUGAACAACAACCUUCUUCAGGAGUCAGUGGCGAAGAUAAUGAGAAUUCAGAUAAGUUGAGGUCAAAUGGCUUGGAGGUAUGUAAGCAACAGGAAAUUGAAAACCAAAUUGAGUGCAGAGCUGAGCAAUAUCCUGAUGUUGCUUACAAAGACAUUAAACAAGUGUUCACAUGUAAUUUGAAAGAAGGAUUAAUCUGUCAGAAUAAGGACCAAGCUGGUGAUGAUAAAAUGUGCCGUGAUUAUGAGAUAAGGUUUGAAUGCUGUUCUAAAAAAUUUGUUGAAUCUUGUGGCAGCAUAAUUUCAUCUUCAACUCCACCCUCAUCUACCGAAGUGACUAUGAUUCCUACAACAACUGCUGUAUCUCAAAUGUCUUCAUCUGGCGAUGAAACUACUCCACCAUACUCUUCAACUCCUGGAACAUCAACUUCCAAAACUCCUGGAAUUUCAACUGGUGUAACUUCAGAAACAUCUUCAACUUCUGGUCCUGAAACAUCUCCUUCGGGUAGUGAGACUACUCCCUCUGUCAGCAAACCUUCUUCAACUGGCUCUGUAACUGAAACACCAGGCAAAUCCCCAGGAACAUCCCCUUCUCCUGGCCAUGGAACAUCUACUUCUGUAGGUCCCACCACAACUGCUGUAGGUAAAACUUCACCAUCAGAAAAACCUGGAACCUCCACGUCAUCAUCUACACCUACAGAAAAGCCAUCAACAGGUGCUGUAACUGAAUCCAAACAUACACCCACGGAAAAUUGUGAGAAGUUUAGAGCAUCAGAAUGUCGUUGGACCGAUUGGUUUAAUGAACAACAACCUUCUUCAGGAGAGAGUGGCGAAGAUAAUGAGAAUUCAGAUAAGCUGAGGUCAAAAGGAUUAGAGGUAUGUAAGCAAGAGGAAAUUGAAAACCAAAUUGAGUGCAGAGCUGAGCAAUAUCCUGAUGUUGCUUACAAAGACAUUAAACAAGUGUUCACAUGUAAUUUGAAAGAAGGAUUAAUCUGUCAGAAUAAGGACCAAGCUGGUGAUGAUAAAAUGUGCCGUGAUUAUGAGAUAAGGUUUGAAUGCUGUUCUAAAAAAUUUGUUGAAUCUUGUGGCAGCAUAAUUUCAUCUUCAACUCCACCCUCAUCUACCGAAGUGACUACGAUUCCUACAACAACUGCUGUAUCUCAAACGUCUUCAUCUGGCGAUGAAACUACUCCACCAUACUCUUCAACUCCUGGAACUUCAACUUCCAAAACUCCUGGAAUUUCAAGUGGUACAACUUCAGAAACAUCUUCAACUUCUGGUUAUGAAACAUCUCCUUCGGGUAGUGAGACUACUCCCUCUGUCAGCAAACCUUCUUCAACUGGCUCUGUAACUGAAACACCAGGCAAAUCCCCAGGAACAUCCCCUUCUCCUGGCCAUGGAACAUCUGCUUCUGUAGGUCCCACCACAACUGCUGUAGGUAAAACUUCACCAUCAGAAAAACCUGGAACCUCCACGUCAUCAUCUACACCUACAGAAAAGCCAUCAACAGGUGCUGUAACUGAAUCCAAACAUACACCCACAGAAAAUUGUGAGAAGUUUAGAGCAUCAGAAUGUCGUUGGACCGAUUGGUUUAAUGAACAACAACCUUCUUCAGGAGAGAGUGGCGAAGAUAAUGAGAAUUCAGAUAAGCUGAGGUCAAAAGGAUUAGAGGUAUGUAAGCAAGAGGAAAUUGAAAACCAAAUUGAGUGCAGAGCUGAGCAAUAUCCUGAUGUUGCUUACAAAGACAUUAAACAAGUGUUCACAUGUAAUUUGAAAGAAGGAUUAAUCUGUCAGAAUAAGGACCAAGCUGGUGAUGAUAAAAUGUGCCGUGAUUAUGAGAUAAGGUUUGAAUGCUGUUCUAAAAAAUUUGUUGAAUCUUGUGGCAGCAUAAUUUCAUCUUCAACUCCACCCUCAUCUACCGAAGUGACUAUGAUUCCUACAACAACUGCUGUAUCUCAAAUGUCUUCAUCUGGCGAUGAAACUACUCCACCAUACUCUUCAACUCCUGGAACAUCAACUUCCAAAACUCCUGGAAUUUCAACUGGUGUAACUUCAGAAACAUCUUCAACUUCUGGUCCUGAAACAUCUCCUUCGGGUAGUGAGACUACUCCCUCUGUCAGCAAACCUUCUUCAACUGGCUCUGUAACUGAAACACCAGGCAAAUCCCCAGGAACAUCCCCUUCUCCUGGCCAUGGAACAUCUACUUCUGUAGGUCCCACCACAACUGCUGUAGGUAAAACUUCACCAUCAGAAAAACCUGGAACCUCCACGUCAUCAUCUACACCUACAGAAAAGCCAUCAACAGGUGCUGUAACUGAAUCCAAACAUACACCCACGGAAAAUUGUGAGAAGUUUAGAGCAUCAGAAUGUCGUUGGACCGAUUGGUUUAAUGAACAACAACCUUCUUCAGGAGAGAGUGGCGAAGAUAAUGAGAAUUCAGAUAAGCUGAGGUCAAAAGGAUUAGAGGUAUGUAAGCAAGAGGAAAUUGAAAACCAAAUUGAGUGCAGAGCUGAGCAAUAUCCUGAUGUUGCUUACAAAGACAUUAAACAAGUGUUCACAUGUAAUUUGAAGGAAGGAUUAAUCUGUCAGAAUAAGGACCAAGCUGGUGAUGAUAAAAUGUGCCGUGAUUAUGAGAUAAGGUUUGAAUGCUGUUCUAAAAAAUUUGUUGAAUCUUGUGGCAGCAUAAUUUCAUCUUCAACUCCACCCUCAUCUACCGAAGUGACUACGAUUCCUACAACAACUGCUGUAUCUCAAACGUCUUCAUCUGGCGAUGAAACUACUCCACCAUACUCUUCAACUCCUGGAACUUCAACUUCCAAAACUCCUGGAAUUUCAAGUGGUACAACUUCAGAAACAUCUUCAACUUCUGGUUAUGAAACAUCUCCUUCGGGUAGUGAGACUACUCCCUCUGUCAGCAAACCUUCUUCAACUGGCUCUGUAACUGAAACACCAGGCAAAUCCCCAGGAACAUCCCCUUCUCCUGGCCAUGGAACAUCUGCUUCUGUAGGUCCCACCACAACUGCUGUAGGUAAAACUUCACCAUCAGAAAAACCUGGAACCUCCACGUCAUCAUCUACACCUACAGAAAAGCCAUCAACAGGUGCUGUAACUGAAUCCAAACAUACACCCACGAAAAUUGUGAGAAGUUUAGAGCAUCAGAAUGUCGUUGGACCGAUUGGUUUAAUGAACAACAACCUUCUUCAGGAGAGAGUGGCGAAGAUAAUGAGAAUUCAGAUAAGCUGAGGUCAAAAGGAUUAGAGGUAUGUAAGCAAGAGGAAAUUGAAAACCAAAUUGAGUGCAGAGCUGAGCAAUAUCCUGAUGUUGCUUACAAAGACAUUAAACAAGUGUUCACAUGUAAUUUGAAAGAAGGAUUAAUCUGUCAGAAUAAGGACCAAGCUGGUGAUGAUAAAAUGUGCCGUGAUUAUGAGAUAAGGUUUGAAUGCUGUUCUAAAAAAUUUGUUGAAUCUUGUGGCAGCAUAAUUUCAUCUUCAACUCCACCCUCAUCUACCGAAGUGACUAUGAUUCCUACAACAACUGCUGUAUCUCAAACGUCUUCAUCUGGCGAUGAAACUACUCCACCAUACUCUUCAACUCCUGGAACAUCAACUUCCAAAACUCCUGGAAUUUCAACUGGUGUAACUUCAGAAACAUCUUCAACUUCUGGUCCUGAAACAUCUCCUUCGGGUAGUGAGACUACUCCCUCUGUCAGCAAACCUUCUUCAACUGGCUCUGUAACUGAAACACCAGGCGAAUCCCCAGGAACAUCCCCUUCUCCUGGCCAUGGAACAUCUACUUCUGUAGGUCCCACCACAACUGCUGUAGGUAAAACUUCACCAUCAGAAAAACCUGGAACCUCCACGUCAUCAUCUACACCUACAGAAAAGCCAUCAACAGGUGCUGUAACUGAAUCCAAACAUACACCCACCGAAAAUUGUGAGAAGUUUAGAGCAUCAGAAUGUCGUUGGACCGAUUGGUUUAAUGAACAACAACCUUCUUCAGGAGAGAGUGGGGAAGAUAAUGAGAAUUCAGAUAAGCUGAGGUCAAAAGGAUUAGAGGUAUGUAAACAAGAGGAAAUUGAAAACCAAAUUGAGUGCAGAGCUGAGCAAUAUCCUGAUGUUGCUUACAAAGACAUUAAACAAGUGUUCACAUGUAAUUUGAAAGAAGGAUUAAUCUGUCAGAAUAAGGACCAAGCUGGUGAUGAUAAAAUGUGCCGUGAUUAUGAGAUAAGGUUUGAAUGCUGUUCUAAAAAAUUUGUUGAAUCUUGUGGCAGCAUAAUUUCAUCUUCAACUCCACCUUCAUCUACCGAAGUGACUAUGAUUCCUACAACAACUGCUAUAUCUCAAACGUCUUCAUCUGGUGAUGAAACUACUCCACCAUACUCUUCAACUCCUGGAACUUCAACUUCCAAAACUCCAGGUGCAUCUUCAGGAACCUCCUCAACUUCUGGUCCUGAAACCUCUUCUACUGGUAGUCCCACUUCCUCGCCUACGUCAUCCCGAACCACCACUUCUAUUUCCAGUUCUUCAACAAGCACAAUAACAGUGACUUCUACUUCAGGGACAACUUCAUAUCCAACUUCAUUUUCACCUGAUACUUCAUCCUCUACGUCUUCCUCUGGUACUACUGCAAUAUUAUAUACAACAAGCUCACCCUCUCCAAAGAACACAUCUCCAAGUACAUCUUCUGGGCAUCCCUUAACUGACACCAGCACACCGCCAUGCUCAUGCAUUGUUCAAGAAAAGUUCUUCUCUCCAGGUAAGACAUAGUAGGAGAAGUAUUGCUUAGUUUCUUAAAGACCUGCGAUUAGAUCCCAAUGAAACAUUUAUCAGAUCUAUUUUCAUUCCUAAAAUCUGCAACCACCUCAAUUUCGAAUCUAAACUUACAAAUUUUGCACCUCACCUCAUGUGAUAAAACUUCAAUAUGUUAGGGUGAAGCACACACAAAAUUAAUCACCCCUCUUGUUUUACCUUGUCUAUAAGAGAAACAAAAGAUUUCUCAAAAUCUUCAACAAAAUAUGGCGCAAGUUCUAGAGAUAAAGUAUUAACAUUUGUAUAUUUUGUGCACUUUUGCAUAAAAAAAGGAAUAUUUUAUAGAAUGGGGCACCAUGAGCUUGCAUCCUCCCAUCAGAAAAAUACUUCCAUACUAAACGUAUGUUCACAGCUCAGCUCAAUGAUCAAAACUACAAAGCAGUUUGCAAUAGAAUUUGAGGACCCACAGGGAAACAUAUAUUAAGAAUAUCACUACCUGCCAUUUACUAUCUGCAGACAGGUUGUGAAUUAAAAACAGAUCACCCAAUGCAAUUAGUGGCUGAUCUGUGUGCAUCUACUGAUAGGGAAGUCUUUCAGACAAGAGGGGAGUAGCUAAGCUGAAAACCUACUGGCCCAGCAUUCUGCAAAAAAAAAAUCAUUUUUUGCAUGCAAAAUUUAUGAGGAUUUGAACACGCAAAAAAUACAGUAAGCCAAAAUAAAAAAUUCAUUAAGGUAGCAUCAGUUUCCAGAGUUUCACUUUAAUUAGAUGUGAGUGGCUGUGCAUGCAACCAUCCACUUCCAUGUGACACACAAGGCAUUCCACAACUCCUGACACAUGUCAUCUGGGGUGUGCUUGUAUUUAUUUCUCUUGACUAUAUUUCAAAUUUUUUACUUAGUUACCUAUAGACACUCAAAGAAGAAUAACUUUGUAUUAACUAAUUUGCUGUUUUGCUUGUACUAUACAUCCCUGUCCCAUAAAUUGGUCCUCUGCCAUGUUUGUCUUGAAAAUAAUAAUAAAGUUUAUAGGCUGUACUAUUCCAUUUAUUGCUUUCUAAAGCAUACAUAAGUAGUGUUUGUUACUUAAAAUUAAGCCAUUCUUUAUAAUGGCCCAUUGAAGAAUUAAGAUCCCAUAAGACUAAGCAUUUUACUGGUUUGCCCCUGCUAUCCCCUCCUUUCAUUCUUUAUAUAGGGAUGGUAAAAGGGGCCAAGCCAAUGUAUGGUUCCAGGGUCUUUGUCUACCACCCAGCAGUCCAGGGUAACCUUAUGGUUUCUGCUCUCCAAUGGCCUUGUGUGAACUGUGCUAUUCCUUGAGUGCUGAACACAAGCCUGGAAUUAUCCAAAUUCAUCAUUAAACACAAGUGGAUCAUCUUAAACACAAAUAUAUGAUUUUUAAGCAGGAAUUUUCCAAAAAUGAAUGUCUUUGUUAAUUGCUUGUAACAUCACACCAAAAAUAUGCACUCUCUACCCUCGGAGUGAUUGUCGGCUUGGAAAGCAGCAAGGAAGUGAUAAAAUAAUAAGCAGAUUUUCAGGUCUACCAUUUUAUACUUCUUUCCAGUUAUAUUUAUUGUUGUUCAAAGUGGAUUGGGAGAAUGUAAAUGUUCAGACGCACUAGGAAGAUUUUAAUUUAAAAGGCUUUCAGUAGGCUGGUGGAUGACAACAAUUAUGCAAAAUGGUGUGAUUAAAGAGCCAGUGUUCCUGUAUAAAAAGCUGUGAACCUAAUGUUAGGGGCAUGGAAAAAUAGUGCAAUAAUGUAGUGGGGUAGUGUCCCCAUGUACAAUAACAAAAUAAUCAUUUGCAACAGUAUCGUACUGAAAACAAGUAAGAACAAUGCAAAUGUUACAUUAACAAUUUAUUUUCUAAAUAGUAAAGAAUGGCAUCCAUCCUACCAUCCAGGCAAAUAGUAGUAUAUUUUAUAAUACUUUAUUUAAAUAAUAUAUUAAAAUAAAAAAACUAUAAUAAAUGUUCCCAUCGGGUAGGUUUCAUUGAGUAUCAAAUAAAACAAUUUAUUUGUUUUCAUAUUGCUUUUCUCAAUUUUGCUUCUGUUAAAUUUAAGAUGAUCUUGGUAAAUUUAGAAUUAUUAUUCAUAUAUUCCAGGUGAUAUAAUCUAUGCCCAAGCAGAUAAGGAUGGCUGUGAAUAUCGUGCAAUAUGCAGCAAGACAUGCACAGUAGAAUACCAAAAAGGGCCAUGUUCCACAACAGGAGACACACCUGUCACCAUUACAUCAGGAGAGGCUACGCAUGUAAUGAGCGUUACUUCCAAAUAUUCAACUUUGAUCCGUCCAACCAAACGACCUCGACCUUCUGGUUCACCAGGCACAUCAAGUACAGAAUAUUCAACAGAAGUUAGUACAGAGAGUCCCGUUAUCUCAUAUCCCACUGGCUCACCCCCUGUAUCGGAAAAAUGUAAGUGACCUUUAUGGAUAAAAUAUAUGCAUAUUUAUAUAUUGAUUUCUACUUUCAAAAUGAAACAUUUAGAUUUUUAGUUUUACCUAAAUAAUUCAUUUAAAAUAUUUUCACAUAAAAAUUAAAUACUUUUUUGGUAAUUAGAAUUAGUAGAAUGAUACCGAUCAUCUUCCAGUGAACACAUAAGAAAACAAAUGCAUAAAAUAUACUAUAGUAAAAAUGUUUCAUUUUACUUUAAACACAUUUAUAGAAAUUAAAUCUAGUCAUGGACAUUGAUUUCCUUAUUUCAAGAGUUAGUGGAUAGUACUUUUAUUGUAUAGUUUAUAAAAAUAAUACGUAACAUGGACCUUUCAAUUAUAUAUUUGCUUUUUUUUUUAAUUAAAGAGCAUUAAUUCUCAAGCUACCAACUGUCAAGCAGUAUAGUAUAUUUUAGAUGCAGGAUGGCACAUAAUUCCAAUGUCAGACUUAGCAGAUUUGUGGAGGAGCUCCUCUGAGAUGCGACUAGCAUCCAUGAUAGUCAGGCCCUGCCUCCUUUUAAAAAAUGUUUUAAACAUAAUCUGCAACAAAACUUUGAUGGUAAUUACUUGUUAUCUUACACACCCUAAACUAAUUUCCCACAUAAACCCAUUAGUAUGCAUCCACCAUUAAAUAAUUAGGAGACGUUCUUACUUUUUCUUAAAGGAACACUCCAAGAACCAUAAACAUUACAGCAUGUGUAGUGGUUAUGGUAUCAGGAGUGCCUUGGUGUCCAGCCCCAAAGUAAGUAAUCAAACAAUCUCCUCACCUCAGUGAUGUGGGGCUUAGUUCAUUGGUGGACAGCAAUCAGUUAACAAACUGGUCCUUCAUGACAGGUAGGGUUGAUCUCAGUCGAGCCCCCAUACUGGAAGGGACCUGUUCAUUGUGGACCCCUGGUAAGAAAUAAAGCCAUUCACAGAUUGUUUGACUAGUUACAUAAGGUAAUGGGGAGAGAGGGGGCCCCAGGGCACACCUGGCACCAUAACCACGACAGAGUUCUGUAGUGGUUUUUGUGCUUUGAGUGUUUUUUAAAAUGCUCUUGUUUUUGGAGAAAAAUAUCUCUUAUGAACAUAAUCAGCAAUAAAAUUCCUAAGCAUGGAAUUAUAGGUUACAGGUUUGACAGCAUCGAUGAAAAACCCUCACUUGGAAAUCAUAACCCUUAAUGCUGUACAUACAGAAAUAUGAUGAAACAGCUCUAAUGUAAUGAGAAAUAGGCCAGUGUGAGGGAAACACAACCAUCCACUGUCUGAAACACAUUUUUUCCUGAAACCAGACGUUUGUAACUCUUGUUCAAUAAGCACUCAACUGUGUUUAAAUUCAGUAUAUAUGCAAUGUUCUAUUGUUUUUUUUUUAGUGUGUGGACCCUGUGAAUGCAUAAUGCCAAAAUGUGAAACUGGAUAUCGUGUGGUGUCUUUCACACCACCUGGUGCAUGCUGUGCAAACAUCACAUGUGGUAAGUACAUGUUUCUGAUAACUACCACUGUUGAUUGACUGUGCUGAACAGGAGGGUCAUUGAUUCAAAACAACUACUGCUAUGAUGUCUUUUUGAUGUUGCUUAACACAUCUUAAUACUGUGUUUAUCAUAAACUAUCCCUCACUUACAUUUCUUAAAACUACAGCACUGCAUUUUCUGCAAACCAAGACAAAACAAUCUGAUAUAUUUUGCAAUUAAGUGGUGUUACAAUUCUAUAAUAAUUAUUAUCAUGUAAGUAACUAAGUGAAUAUUUUUCUAGUAUUGCAUAUUAUGUUGGUUAUAACUGCAUAACCCCUUAAAAGAAUAACUACAACUUAACUUUGAAUUGGUUAUCGUGCCUGGAGUCCCCACAGACUGUCCCCCAUUCAGUGAUAAACCACUUUAGAGCAGUUUAACAUUAAGUAAGGGUCUAUGGCCACCCAAAGCCUGGCUCCUUCAGGAGGUGUGGCUAAGGCAGAGAUUACACACUUCCUUGUAGUCAUACCCUUUCUACCAUCAGUUGGAGCUCUGAUAGGUUUAAAGCAGUCAGCUCACAUGCUCAACCAAUCACAACUGCCCAUUUCUGCUCAGGCUAAUACUUUCUCAUUAGCCAAAGCAGCACAGAGAGGAUGGGCUGCUGGGGACUCACAUUUAGCAUUAAAACAUAAACAAAUUGUUUCAUGCUGAAAUAAAUGACAGUACCUGGGGACUCCAGACACUAUAACCAGUUUAAUGAGACACAGUGCCUAUAGUGUCACUUUAAGGACACAUGAUGGAAUUUUUCCAUCAUACUGGCCUUUUACUUCUGAAGCUGUGUCCUUACGGGGAUAACAUAUGCCCAAUUACUGCAGGUUGAGGAAUUUUUCAAAAUUAGCUUUUUUGGCCUACAUUUUGGUAGUGGUUUUCAGUUCAUUACAUUUGACCGUUCUGUUUUUCAUAACCAGUGCGUAAACCUUACACUAUAAAAUGAUAUGUAUGAAAACAAAAAUAUUAGUGCAAUCCCUUUUGAGUGUCAAUAUUAAGCAGAUUUAAAGAUUUGGUUAUGCACAUUAUUAUUAUUAUUAUUAUUGUCAUUUAUAUAGUGCCAACAGAUUCCGUAGCGCUUCACAAAAUUAUACAAGUGGGGAUUUAACCAUAAAUAGGACAAUUACAAGAAACCUUACAGGAACGAUAGGUAGUUGAGGAUCCUGCUCAAACGAGCUUAUAGUCUAUAGAAGGUGGGGUGUAAAACACAAUAGGACCGGAAAUAGCAAUCAAAUAAGGUGGGAGUGAAUCAGAGCUGGAGGAGAGAGUAAAGUGCUGCCCUUUAGGAGAGAGCAAUAGACAGGCAUAUGAGGUAGAGCUUUCUCUGGGAGGCCAUAAGCUUUCCUAAAGAGAUGGGUUUUAAGGCACUUCUUAAAUGAUUGAAGACUAGGGGAGAGUCUGAUGGCAGAAGGCAGGCUAUUCCAUAGGAAGUCCUGCAAGUGUGAGUUGGCCAUAUGGGUGCGAGCAACGGACAGGAGAAGGUCACGGGCAGACCGAGAAGGGGCAUACCUAUGGAUCUGUGAAGAGAUAUGAGGGACUAGAAUUUGUUAAUGCUUUAUAGGUAUGGGCUAGACCUUUAAAUUGACUCCUAUAGGAUAAAGGAAGCCAAUGUAAGGACUGACAGAGGGGUGAGGUGUGAGAGGACCAACUAGAGAGGAAAAUCAGUCUGGCAGCAGCAUUGAUUACAGACUGUAGUGGGGCAAUACGUUUUUCGGAAAGACCAGUUAGGAGAGGGUUACAAUAAUCCAUGCAGGAAAUUACUAGAGCAUGGACAAGCUCCUUAGUAGCAUCUUGCGUAAGAAAGGGGUGGAUGUGGGCUAUGUUUUUUUUUUAAUUCUUUAUUUAUAGAGUGCAAGAAAUAACAUAGUGUUCAGUAAGCCACAACAGCCUCUGUACACAGAGUGAUAACAAGUCAUAUAAAACAGAGUUAUGGCAUUUGUAUAUAUCGCACAUUUUUUAGAUUUUAUAGUAUGCUUAACUUGCAAGCUAAAUAGUAAAUGGCUGGAGCUACUGUUAAGGGAAAGUGGCUGAGCUUUGUGUAUACAUAGGCAUGUUGCUAAUCAUUUUAAAGUAAUACAGUAAAUAAAGCAUGAGGGAAUGCAUAUAGCUAACAGCUAAUAAAGACUUGCUGCAAUUGUGCCACUAGGUCCCAGUCGCAAGCUUCUUGGUUAGAAGUAGCUCCGUUUUGCCCAAAGAACAUAAUAAUAAAACAUAAGCAGAGACAUAAUAAUAGAAAGGACACAAGAACAAAAACAAAAUACCCCUGGUUGAGAAUAAGCUGGGGCACAUAUAUGGCCUGAGUCCUUGUGGCUGACAGGUAGCAGUGUGCUGUUAGUUCAGCCUAUGCCCGAUAAGUAAUGUCCAGACUGCCAAGAAGAGUGUGAGCUCCCUUUCACCGUCUUAUAUAUCUGUCGUCGGUGUUGUGUCUUGUAUAUGCGUGCGCUGUGUAGCUGUGGUGUACCUGGUCCGGGCUGUAAUCUGGAGCCGUCGUUGUCUGGGUGUGAGACGGGUGUCUUUGUCUUUCUGCCUCUUAGAUCUGUCCGGACGGUGUUGGCGAUGCGGUGGGCAGUUGAUGUCUGCAGGCUUUCAUUCCGGUUGUGGAGCUUUGUUUGUUGUGGGCCGCGAUGACCCUGUCGGGUGGAGGGUGGUCCACACGAGCCUCCCACAGGAGUCUUUGGCGCCUUUGCUCCAUUAUUGUGUGUUGUCUUGGGGCGGUCCAUGUCCGUCCGUCGCUUCCACCACCGGGCCACAGUACCUUGCACCCGCUCUUUCAGUGGCAACGCUUUGCUUGGAUGCUUUUCAUGCUUGCGGGGGGGUGUGUGGCGGCGUGCUGCCGUUGUGGCUGGUUUCUGUACCGGUUGCGAGCUUCUCUCCCGCAUUCGUUCCCAGAAUCUCAGGCAAACAGCAUCGAAUUUCGCAUUGAAGGCUGCUGCCCAUUCUUCAUUAGUCUGCUGCAUCAGUUUAGCGGCUGCACAGUCGGCCAUAUUAGCUGGGCCUUGUGGGUUUGCCUGAACGGCGUUGUGUCGUGAUGUGUCCCAGAGGUGGGUGCUCUUAGGGCGCUGGUGGACCGGGAUGACCCCCACCGGUCCAGAGGGGGGGGACAGGUGCCCUUCUUCACUAGGGGCUUCUUUCGUGGGGGGGGAGAGCGGCCGUCUCUCCUGCUCCCGCCUUUCGAGUAGGCCUCAGUUACUUGUUCUGCAAAUAUUGCUCAGUUCGUCGCUUGAUGGGUAUCUUUGUGCUCAGAUAUUUGUCCCCUUUCAAUUGCUGGCUUUGUUGGGCCGGUUGGUCGCCGUUUGGGUCGUGUAAAGCGGCUUUUCAUGCGGGCUAUAGCAGGAGCCCUUGAGGAUGUCGACCGCUCGGCUUUGCAGUCAGGCCCCGCCCCCGUGGGCUAUGUUUUUAAGAUGGAAUCUACAGGACUUGGUAACAUGCUGGAUGUGACGCUCAAAUGUGAGGCCAGAAUCAAGUAUGACACCAAGACAGCGCACUUGCAAGGUUGGACUGAUGUUGAUACCACUAAUCUGAAGGGAGAGCAAAAGAGGAGGAUCAGUAUUAGGAAGAGGAAAAACAAGGAGCUCCGUUUUAGAGAGAUUUAGUUUCAGAAAGCGGGAGGACAUCCAGUCAGAGAUGAAUGAAAGGCAAGCAGUGACACGUUGCAGGACAGCAGGACAGAGGUCCAGGGAGGAGAGAUAUUGCUGGGAUUGUGGGAGCAUGAACUAAUGAGAGAGGAAAAGUAAUUCUGUUUGGCGAGUGCAAGGGCUGCGCUGCAUGAGCCUAAUAUAAAUCUAUAAUGUAGAAAGUCUGACUGGGUGCGAGACUUCCUCCAGGAGCGUUCAGCACAAUGGGAGCAUCUUUGCAGGUAGCAUGUUUAUUUAGUGUGCCAUGUUGGGUGUCCUCCUCGAGGUGCAUGUUUGGAGUGGGACUGCAGUGUUCAAAGCAGAGGUGAGGGUAGUGUUAUAUAUGGAGAUGGCCAGUGAGGGACAGGAGAGGGAAGGGAUGGAUAGGAGUUGUGAAUCAAUAUCAGCUGACUGCUGCUGCAGUGAGGCGAGAGUAGAAUCCCUACACCACCACCUUUACAUUCAAAGUGCCACCAAAAGAUAAAGAUGCAGGGGUAGCAGUGUCCGAGAGGGAGAGGCAUGUUUCUGUUAAGGCUAGUAAAUCUAGGGAAUGAGAGAUGAAGAGGUCGUGGACAGCAGUGGAUUUUGUAAUAUUGCAAACAGAGCAUGCAUUUCAGAGGGCAGUAUUGAAGGAGGAUUUAGAGGAAGAGUAACAGGAAAGGGGUAUGAGAUUGGUGAGGUUCCUUGAGUUAGUGCGUGGUGAGUUUGCUGAGGGGGGACACGGGGUUUUGAGAGCCAUCACCAGCUUCUAGGAGCAGAAGGAUAGAAAGGAAGUGAAGGUGGGAGUGGGUUUUGUAAGAGGGUAUGUAUAUAUAGAGGGUAUGUAUAUAGAAGAUUUAGGAGGAGUUGGUGGAGAUAGGCUGGAAAGGUAUAGAUAGAGAGUGGAGGGGAGUAAAGUGGGGUCAAUGAAGAUAGUGUCACCAGGGACAGGUGAGCAGAAGGAUAGGGAUAUUUUGGUACUGAGAGACGUUAGAGUGAAAGCGAAAAAUAGAAGGGAGAACAUUAUUUAGAGAAAAUGUGUUUUGUUGUAUAGAUAUGAAAAUUAUAUAUAUAUAUAUAUAUAUAUAUAUAUAUACACACACACAUAUACCUAUGAGUGUUUAAAUCAUGGUUAAGAAUGCAGUUUGUUAACAGAAGGAUUUCAGGUGAGGAGAGGUUUAGUGAAUUGAUUGGUGUGUUUUAAUUAAUUCAUUAAUUUAACCGCUGCAUUUUACAUUUGAAUAUUUAUCCAGAUUUGCUCUCUUUCAGGCACACAUUAUGUUUAAUGUGCCUCUAGGUCAUUGGAUGAUUAGGGAUAAAGACUACUGGAGCUGGGAACAUAGUUUCUAAUUUAUCUGAAUUUUAAUAAUAUUGUUUAUUUUUUUCUAUAAAUAAUAUAAUGAUAAUCCCUAAUGUGUUGACUGAGAAAAGUCAAUAGAAAUGAUCCCCAAUAAAAAAGAGCUCCCCAAAAACUCUAUCAACAAAACAUUUCAAAAACAUUUUUAGGAUAUGAAGUAUAUAAUUUAGCAGAGACUUUCCACGUGAAAACUGCCCUAGUAAAAUAAUUUUUUUUUUUUUUUAAAGCUGUAAAAUAAUCAUGUAUAAAAUUGUGGUAAGACUAAGCAUUGAAUAAUUAAUCUACUUAAAGCAGGUAAAUAACCUAUUGAUCAUUCAUUAACAGAACCUGAUUCCGUAUGUGUGGCAGGAAAUACGAUAUACCAGGUAAACACAUUAUUCAUUAAACUAUUUCUGCAUUGUGGCGAUGCACUGGACCUGGAAAAUGAUUUUGCUAAUUAUUGUGUCUAACACUAUUGUGAUUUAAUAUAAAAAAAAAAUUAAAAAAAUUAUGACUGUAGAAUAUUUUAUUUUUAGGGAAUUCUACUAAAGCCAGUGAAUGCUGAUUUCAUUAUAUUUUUAUGUUACACAGCAGACUAUACAUAUAUACAUAUAAAUCAUUAUCAAGUAUUAUUAUUUGACUUUUUUUAACAAUCAUUUUUUUUUCUUUUAACUACUAAAUCUGGCAAAUGCUUACAUUCACACAUAAUUCCUAAUUGUUUUGCCCUCUAUCUAGCGUGGAUCCACAAUCCCGCAAGAAAAGGAUGUAUGCCAAAAGUGUGAAUGUUCUGAAGAAGACAAAGAUGAGAAAUCAGGGCUCUAUGCUGUAAAAUGUGAACCAAUUGUGUGUAAGGAAACCUGUGAUGAGGUAUGUACUUCUUUAUGAGUGGAGCCAUUUUGGUUUUUAACUUCAAACUAUUUUUUUUAAAAUGUAAGGAAUUUCAAUUAACUAAAUCAAAGUGUUGCCAAUGUUCUGUAUAUAUAUAUAUAUAUAUAUAUAUAUACUACAACAACAAUAAAUGUAAUAACAAUUAUAUACAGUUAUUUACAAGAAAACAUGUAGUCUGUACUAACGAUGAAUUUUUAGAUUGAUACAUUGGGUAAUAAGAAAACAAAUAAUGUUGACUGAGUGUGGGCCAUAUAGUGGGGAUGGAGAUUCAAUAUCCUUUAGAGUAGAGUGCCUGUUAGUGGCGAGACAAUGAGCCCAACCUCAGCUGACUCAGAUUUUAUUUAUUAUUUUUAUAAGUUGUUUUUAAUGCGCAUACAUGUUUUCAGGUUUAGCCCUCAUGUAAUGAUCACAUAAGGGGCAAGACGCGACACAUGUAGGCUAGGUUUGGCAUGAUGGAUACCUAUAUUUACAUUUUGACUUUAUAAUUUAGACACCUGCAAAGUAGACGACUUCAUAGGGGUUGGGGGGAUGGGACUCUGUUCAGAAAUUAAUGUGUACUGCUGUCCAGCAAAUGGCAUAGUUACUCUAGAGCACACACUGUUAUUAUAUCUUCUCUCACCUCACCCAUUUUGACUCUGGAAUUGCCUGUUUUUUGUUUUGUGGUUGAUAACUUAUAACUAUUAAUCAUGUUUAUUUUUUAUAAUUUAUAAAACAAAAUGGUGCUGUAUUAGAUAUGCAUAUCUAAGUCCUGAAAGCUGAUAACUUCACCCAGCACUGUCUACAUUCCUCUCUGAUCCUGAUGCUUAUUGGCAUAUUAUUUCUGGAAUCUUUAUACCAACGUUACCUAUUUUUCUAUUUUUUCUAUCACUGCCCUACAAAAAAAGAGAAUAUAUUUUAAAAAAAACAACAUAAUUUUUUUUAAAACUUACAUAUAAAAAGCUCACUGAUUUGUCAUAAAACAAAUAAAUAAAAAAAAUAAACAAAUAAAAUAAAUUUAUGGUAUAGCAUCUAAAGAAAGUUACAAAAAUCAAGGAUAAUUGAAAUAUAUUUUUUCAAUUUCCAGAUAGAUUGCAGUUUAUAUAUUUUUUUGUUGACUGCAUACUUCCCUCUUCAAAAGAUAAGGAUUUACACUGGUUUUAGAUGUCUGAAUUUGUUCAGAAAUAUUAGGCUGUGAAUGGUGGGAAGGAAUCUUGGUCCCACCUUGGAUGGCCCCUCUCCCAUUCAAAUUGCAACAGAUAUAUAUGAGUAAUGAGGAAGUGAAACUUUUACAUUAUCUCCACUGUAGCAGAAGGAUCAGGCUUUGAAUAUGAGGAGAUCUAUAGUUGUUAUUUUUUUAUCAACCUGCUUGGAUUUUGUUUUUGACAAAUAAUGGAAGGAAUGCUCUGAAAGACUUGGUGUAAUGCUUAUGGUGUUUAGAGUGCUAUGUAAAAGCUUCCCCAACAACUUGCUUUGCAAGAGUAUGGUAGCUCACUUCCAUUUUACUUGGGUUUUUUGUUAGAGAGAAAUAAUCAACAUCCCCAUGCGCCAUAUUCAUGUGUUUUGUUUUUUUACUGCUGAGGAUUUAGUGUGUACAGGCUAAUAACAAGUAAACAUCUUGAAGUCAUAUAAUAAUUUUUUGUUCUACUCUUUUCUUGUUUUCAGGGCUUUGCUUACAUUGUGAAGGAAGGACAAUGCUGUGGUGACUGUGUGCCAAAACAAUGCACAGUCAAGGGAGAGAAUGAUGAACAAGUUGUUUUUAAGGUAAACACAAAGGCUUGAUAUUAGAGAUGUCGCGAACCGUCCGCGAACUUCUUGCGAACGGUUCGCCACGGUUCGCCACGAACCGUUCGCGGCGAACUCUGGUCAGCUGACACAUCCUGGCCAAUCUCAAGCAGACCCUCCCUCCCAGACCCUCCUACUUCCUGGACAGUAUCCAUGUUGAAGGCAGCUUCAACAUGGAUGCUGUCCAGGAAGUAGGAGGGUCUGGGAGGGAGGGUCUGCUGGUGAUUGGCCGGGAUGUGUCAGCUGACCAGAGUUCGCCGCGAGAAGUUCGCGGACGGUUCGCGACAUCUCUACUUGAUAUACCUUAUCAAUAAAUAAUUACCAAGUGAUACCGCACUCAAAAGCAAAAGUAUAUCUGAAUAUGUCCCAAGGACAUCUGUGUUCCACCUUGCACUUUAACAGUGGUGAGCAAACCAAUUUAUUGUGCUAUCUAUAUGUAUACAUUGUGUUUCUUUACAUAAAUAGAUGAGAACUAUGUUUAAUUCUAUUAAGUUGUGUCAAUAAAUUUAUAUUCAGAUAUACUUUUGCUUUUGAGUGUCGUAUCACUUGGACAUUUUCUAUUAUGUGAUUUAGGGUUUUUAGAGUUGACCCAGAUACCUGCACCUUCUGUUUUGAUAGAGUGCAAGUACUAUUUGGAUUUUUUCAUACCUUAUAUAUGUUAGAGAGGACCAUAUAGGGGAAUUCAUUUGGAUAUGAUAAUUCUGUUCUUGGUACUCCAUAUACACUCAAAGAUAAAUGUGCAAUUUGGGUUUCAUACUUCUUAGGUAGAUAAAACAAGCGCUAUUAGCAGGCUAAUAAAACAUAUAUGCCAACUGAGGACACACCAGGACAAAACUUUAAAACUAGCUAAAACUGAAUAUAUUCUUCCUGGUUAAAUAAUUUUAUGUUAUCAUUACUAUUAAUAUUUGGUGUGAUCAAAGUGAAGUCUUUCUCCUUGGCAUACUUAUUUGUUUAUUUACGCAUAUUAUUUAUAAUAUUCCUAAACUUGUCGAAAAUAAAUAACUCAGAUAUGUGUCAUGUGAUAAUAUGAUGGCUUUAAGCAAUGUCCCCAUCUUCAGAUUCAAUAAUUCUGCUCAUUUAUAGGUUGGGGAAACCCAUCGCCCUGAAGGCAGCACAUGCGAUUACUAUGAAUGCGAUGAAGAAGAUGGUAAACCAAUCCUGACCAAAGUGAAAAAGAUCUGCCAGGAAUUAGAUGUAUCUAAAUGUGAAAAGGUAAUUAAAAAUGUUAUCUAAUUCAAAUUCUAUACCUGAGCUAUAUGGAUCUAUCUUAUACAGGAAUUAAUUCUUAGAUGAUUAUAAUUGCUGAAGCACCAAAAGAUGUUUCAUUCUACUUUCAACCUUUAUUUGCAUGUAAUGCACUGUGAUGUAAUUACACAAUCAGUAAAAUGAAUGUUUUGUUUAACACUGAAAGAAAAACCGAAACUACACAUUUCUCAUAACUCAUAAAAACGUGUUGCCAUUGGCAGUAGAAGAUGUUCACAAGAGCUAUUUUUAGUGUCCAUUGACACUAAAAACAGUUACGCUCUCAAUGUUAAUUUGUGGCUUUGUGGAUCUGAAAAUUACAGUGGGCUUAAUUACAAGAUUUAAUUUAGUUUUUUUUCUGAAUUCUGUCUGUAGCUAGAGUUUACAGCCAAAUAUAAAAUAAUCUCCAUACAUUUAUAAACUAAAGAAUUUCAAGCAUAAAAAUAAAUCUUCACAAGUAGGAUGUGGCACAGAGGCAUCCACUGGGAGAACUAUAGGGCAUAAAACACAAAUAAUCCAUCUUUUGGAUUACGGAGUACAGAGAGCCCAUAUGUAAUAAGUCUAGGGCACAUUUGAACCUCUCCAUUUGUAAAUCAGAGCGGGCAGUGCCAGAGCUACCUAUGUCACUUUAGGAGUUACAAACAGAGCUUGUUAUGAUAAUCAGCCAAACCUGGAAAAAGUUCCUAAAUAGUCCACAUUGUUUAGUAUUUGACGGAGAAUAUGUUAAUGAUCGGAUGGUGGUGUUUAUUUUUUUUUUUUUUUUACAGGCUACAAUCAAAUAUGAUGAAGAUGGUUGCUGUCAGACAUGUACUCUGAAGACAGGUAACACAUAUUUGAGCAGUGCAUGCAUAAAAUAAAGUUACAUCCUAACAUGUUCAAUAUAUAACUUAUUAUGUAAUUUUAUGACUAUGACUAUUUUAAGGUAUGUACAACAAUAUUAACAUUAGGAGUACGUGAUCAAUAUUUACUUUUGGAUCAGUUUAUAUAUUUGCGUGCACAAAGUCGUUUAAAAGUAGCUUGCAAAUAAACCACUAUUUUCAUUUUCAGAAGUCAUAGUGGAAGAAAAACCUGUGGCAGGUGGAGACUGUAGUUCUCGCAAGAACUUGACUGUUCUAAAGGAAGGUGACUGUGAAAUUGAGCUGGAGCUCACCUACUGUGGAGGACCUUGCAUGGGAUCAUCUAUGUAAGUCACUUUCUUGAAAACUAUGUAGAUUAGAUUAUUGAUUAUAUCAACAUGUACCCCUGGAAAGUUUUAUAACUCUUGUUUAUGUCAAAUGAACCACAAAAGUGAAAAUUACCUAUUUAAGGCCAGAGACCAUUAUUUCCAUAACUGUGGACAGCCUAGUCAAUAUUUACAUUUGUGAAGUGUGCUUUUAUUUAAAAAUUAUUUGCUUCAGUGUUUCAGUGAAAGCACUACUCUUAGAUUCCUAAACCUUCAGAAUGUGUGAUUUAUUCCAUGUACUAUGGAUCCUCUCACCAAGUAUCACCGUUAAUGGAUAGAUUGAGUCAGUGCUGUUGUAUUUUUUCUGAUUGCAUAGCGUUCUAACCACUAGAACUCAAUGUAAUGGGUCUGGUGCAAAGAGGCUGUUCUGUAGGCUGACAAUUGUAAACACUGCCUUUGUGAGGAAAGACUACCUCUAGUGGCUGUCACUCAGAUAGCCACUAUAGGCCUUUUCUAGUGCAGUCCUGAAAUCUUUGCUCAUGUUUAGCAUUUUCAUGCUCUGCGUGAAGACACCACACGCUCUCCAUAGAGAUAAAUUGAUCUAAUGAAUCUCUAUAAUGCCAUGCAUGUGCAUUAGCUCUCCAAUGCUUCUCUGGUCAGAAGUUUUGGAUUGUCUGAAUUCAUCUGUAAUGAUGAUCUCAGCUAGGGUAGGAGCUGUGACUGCGGCAAGAGCUGACAUGCUUGGGGACUAACUGUAAGUAAAACUGCUUUAUUUUACUUAAGAGUGGCCCUGAAUCUUAUAGAGAGGAAGCACUCUAAUGUUGUGUUUACAUGUUUGUACUCCUAAUGUUAGCAUGUACCUUUAAUUUUGGACGGGACUCAUACCCAAUAUACAUCAAUUUCAUUGGAAUGUUACUAAUUAUCUACAUUUAAUUUAGAAAGCUUUAGAUGUAAUUAUUUAUGAAACCAAGGGUGCUUUACAAAUAUUAUUGAUUUUGCACUGAUGAUGGGUUACAGACAGUGCACUAUACAAUUAGAUAUAUAAGUAUGAAAGAAACAGAAAGACUAUGUCCUUUGGGCUUGUAAUCAUACAACAAUUCUCACAUUCCUUCAAACUUUGCAAUUGUUCGUAAAUAAUGUUAGGACACAAACUAUGGCAUUGGCUACUUAACUGCAUGACCAUUUUUGAGAUCACUUAGGGGGUUUACAUACCUCUCAUGCGUCAUACUUUUCCCAUUUUGUUUGCCACACUAACAUCACUAAUUGCAAGUCUUUAUUUUUAAACACAUUAUUUAUUUUGUUAUUUAUAUUUGUGCUUUGUUACUCAAUCCCACUUCCCUAACCCCCCCCCAAAAAAACCAACAAAAUAAAAAGUGUUUUUUCUUUUGUUUUUUGUUUUGCAUGGUCAGAAAUCCUGCAGUAAAAGCAGUAAUAUUUUAAAAUUAAUUUUCUUUUUUCUUUUUCAAGGUAUACCAUGGAAGCUCAAGAUAUAGAUCAUCAAUGCACCUGUUGUACAGAACAAGAGGUGGUAGAAAGGCAGGUUGAACUCUUGUGUGCAAACGGUCAACGAAGGAGCUACACCUAUAAAGACGUGGUGAAAUGUGGCUGUGCUGGGGCAAUUUGUACACCCAUCUCUGAAUCUUCAGAGCUAGCACAAAACCAAUAUCAAACUCCAUCGUAA